Amoebophrya sp. A25 is the source of this 60017-nucleotide messenger RNA. NCBI's taxonomy places the organism in Eukaryota, Dinophyceae, Syndiniales, Amoebophryaceae. The record is from the annotation of a GenBank genome assembly.
CCCUUCGCCUUCUGGUUGGCAGAAUUGCUCUCCAUUCCUCUCCGCAAGUGUUGCACUCGGUUUUCUCUCGUCAUCUGCUAAUGCAUCCCCACACCUCCAGCGAAACCCUUCCUACUCUUGUUCUGAGACUCCUGCAAAUUAUCACAACUGUAGUGCUGAGUCUGAGACUCUUGCAUUUGUAUUACUCGCAUCGAUAUUAUAUCAUUGCCCAUCCUAUUUCUAUUAAGAAAGCAAGUAAGGUUAGUUUAGUUAUAGCUGGUUCUUUCACUUUCCGACCCUUUAUCUCCAAAAGCUUUAAUAUGACAGAGCUGUGGUAGAAAAGACUCUCGAUUGAUUUGCGCACAAAGAAACUGCGCGUGGCUCUGGGGUCUUUGUAGAGUUGUAGUUCUUCCUUAGACAGCACAAACGAAGUAAAAUGAUGCUGGCCCAGAGAUUUCUCUCCUGGUCUUGCGCCCCUUUCUGUGGGGUUUUGGCCAUCGCCGAUCCCCACAUGCAGCAGGUCCUAGCUGUGGACGCUGCUGGCGAGAUAGUCGAAGCUUCACAGCAAGCUGCGCCUGAUCAUGUCACGCACUGGCGCCGACCAAUGUAUGCGCGUCCUUUCUUGGAUCCAGCGGCGCAGAGCAGUCCAACGCCAAACUCGACCUCGACAUUUGUGCAGACGCAGAAGGAGACGGAACAUCCGAGUAAGUUACUUACUUGUUGAUAUAUGUUUGGCGUAAGUCAAUUGAGUAAAUCAAUGAAAAUAUGUUUCCGCUGUCUACUUCUAGUUCUACACGUAUAAAAUCAAACUAUUUUCAUUGCUCGACUUCUCCUUCUUGGGGUAUAAUAAAUAUAUGUUCCAAAAUACGUGCAAUACUAGUAAUACGUGGCACCAAGUUCGAUGCUUUCUAUGUGAUGUUCUAUGGAUGAAACGCGUCCCCAUUCAUCAGGUAGCCGCGCUUUGCCCGAUUUUGCCCCGACGAAUUCGUUUGCUCCGGCUGUACGCAUUUUGGGGGAUGUUGUUUCACGCGUGACUGGUUCCGUCGUCGACCUACUAUCCAAUCCCUUCUCCUCCAAAGAACCUGAAGUACAAAGCAAAGCGAAAGCCCCUGGCGGUGGUAUUUAGAAAUGAAUGGGAAAUGACGGGACCCUUCUUGAAGUAGGCACAUCAAGUUGAAUCCCAGUUCACCCUGGAUACCUAUACAUUUGCCUGAUUUUUCUUGACCACUUGUCAAAGGUAUUUCUUCUCUAAUAUAUUUUUUUCCAACUACACGAUAUUCUACUCAUAAAGAACGCGUCCCCACUCAUCAGGUGAGGCACAAUAUGUUGGCCCGACGAUGCCUGUACUAUACACUUCGCAGCCAGAAAGACGAGAAGUAGAAGUACUUGCUGCAAGCAUUUUUCUAAGCAGCGGCACUUACAAAUCUGGGCGACCAAGCCAAGCCUCUGGUAUUUAGAAAUGAAUGGUAAAUGGUGGGACCCUUCUUGAAGUAGGCACAUCAAAUUGAAUCCCAUUCCACCCGGGAUACCUGUACACUUUUCAUCUGCCUGACUGUUCUCGACUACUUGUCAAAGGCAUUUCUUGUAUAUAUUUUCUUCCAACUACAUGAUAUUCUACUCAUAAAGAAAAUGCUGCAAAAAUGCGAUGCCGGAUUUUCAGCGGAUUUUUUCUCUUAACUUUUUUGGGCCUCUUAAAUCACGGAAAAGAGCGCUGGCCUAAUGCUAGCAAGCUUUUCUUUUUUUCGGUGAGAUAGUGUGACGACAGAGAAAGCCGCUUAAAGCUAAUAUUUAUUUUGUUUCUCAGUGAGCUAAUCUGAAGUGAGAAAAACCCGUGAAGGCUAGCAAAUUAUACUUCUUUUCAAUGAGCUAAUCUGAUGAGAGAAAAAACCAUCAAGGCCGAAAAAAAUACCGCAUAAGGAUACUAAUCCGCGCGUCGUAGAGGUUGUGCUUCACGUUGCUCGCCCGGAUUUUCGCAGGCCUUUUACUCUUCGGGCUAUCCGCAGGCGCAGACCCUCGAUCGUGCUCUAGAUCUAGUUGCGGGCCACCUUCUUCGUUCUCAUCUGCAGUGCCGCUAGCACUACUCACAGGCGCCACCGCCUUCCGCUGCGCCGGGACAUCUUCAGCGCCCUCGGCUCGCCUUCUUCCUCUGCCUCGCUGUCUGAUUCUCCGUCAAGCUCAAGCUGCUGCUUCAUGGUUUUCAAUUGUCUCCCAGCAAGGCGAGCGCCAGAUGGUGCCGCGCCAAGUUCACCAAGCUGGCCACAUGUCAACCCAGAAAGUUCAUCGCCCAGCCCGCGCGAAGGAUCUGCCUGAAGCUUCCCAGAAAAAAACGCGCGUCGCAAAAGCGGACCGGCAAACUCUGCCGGCGUCGUUCUGUGCAGUCGAUCUGCGGACAAAAACGCCACUUGUGCAGUCUAGUCGUAAAGCCAUGCCGCCGCAUUCGUCUGCAAACGGCUCCGCCUGGGUUCCGGGGUAGAUCCCGUGGCCAUUGAUAUGCGCCAAGAGGGGCCAGGAGGUGUCUAAGCUUUGCGUCUGAUUCAGGGCCGGCAUCGUCGCAAGGAAAGGGAGCGCCCGGGCCCACAUCUUCGCCAAAGGCGUCGCCCUCGCCGGAUGGCGGAUGGCCGCACCCAAUGCGCUCGGUUUUUUAUUCUUAGACUUUUUAGAUUCAGGGCCCCACGCUCACCACAGUCUGUCAUGCGCCACAGUCUCAGCCAUGGCCUAGCUGUAGCUGUACAUGUCCUAGCGCUUCCACUUAUUCUGAAGAUAGCCCAGCGCCAGCCUCUGAGGCUUUGGCUGAGUGUGAGAAUUGAUUCGAAUUGUUGUAAGUGAUUUCCAUGGGUAAGGAAUAGGAGAAGAGAAAGAGGAAGAGACGCCGUAGAGGGAGAUCGAUCGCCUUUCUCAAAAUCUAAAAAGUCUAGCUAGUAUACUGAAAGUAAAAGCAAAACCGAAUCCCAUCCCAAUAGAGAUAGGGACUUGGUGCAAUUGCUCCCUCCAGGAAGCGCAGACAGCCGCGCCCAAUUCGCUUCAGCGUGGCUUUGUUUUUCUUCUACAGUGCUUUCUCCUUCUUAGGUUGAGCAUCGGCGGCUGAAGUUUUACCAUCACCUUCGGCUUCUGCUUCAGGUACCGCCGUGGACGUCGCCGCGGAAGAAGCAGCGCCCGCGUCAGCAGUUGUUUUUGACAAAGCAAGCGCUUCGCUGAUUUCCUCCAUGUCUUGCCCCGUCGCGGUUUUUUCUCUGUUGCGUCCUUCGGACCUUGCCCGCGGCCAUGUCUUCCAGCGCGCCGACCUUUUUCCAUGUUACAAACAGAGAGGCCCUCCUCUGUUUUGGGAGGUGAACAAGCUGACGAAGUAGCGAGCUUGAGCGCUUGCCUCUCGGAUCUUCUGCUAAGCGUCUCGCAGUAGUCAACGACCCUCCGCGGCCAUGUUUCUGGUGAGCCUCGUCGCACUCAGAGGCCUGCGCUCGCACUGGCUAGCCAAGUAGGAAAGGAAAACGAUGGAGCCCGAGCCGACUGGCCUAGCAUAAAGAGACGACUGAACCAGCCACAGCCGUACAUGGGUAGCCCCGACGGUCCUUCACUGGUGUCUUUGUUCUCUCAUCAAUGAACCCAGGCAGCACUUUGCCCCAUGCGUUCACCCUCUACCGCUUUUCCCGCCAGUUUCCCCGGCCUUGUGUCUGUUUACCUUUGCCUGGCUGGAGGCCGCGAAAAAAGCGCGAAAUGGGGUAGAGUAAGGGCUCAGCGCUGACCUUUUUGGAGGAAUUCCUCAGCCAUGGCACUAUCGGAGACCAUUAAUAGAAGGACGAAAACCCCCAUUAGACUGCGGCGCGUGGAGACUGCUUUUGAGAUCGCAGAUAGCUUUCUGGAUGGCCUCACGUGAGGGCCUGGGAUAACGCGUGAGGGCACCGCCACGCCAGAAAACACGGCGACGGACUUGGCUGCACCACUACACGGCCACCACUUCACCACACUCGCCACACUUACGCACCCUACCCCGCUGCCUCGAUGCAGCGCCCCCCUGCCUUAUCAGGCAUGGCGCCAAAGGGGUGUGGUGGAUAGUGAAACUGGUACGCUAUGGCACUGUGGAGUAAACCGCUAUAGGCUGCGUGAAUGAGCACGACCAGCGAAGGAGGCGAGGGAGCCUUGCUGCACACUACGCACAAGACUGAGGCGACCGAUCGCCAGGGAAAACACAUGGUCAGCGGCUCUCCCCUGAUCAGCCACGCACUGACGGAAAAACGAAAACAAGCCCUAGGCCCGCAGACUCAAACUUGAGUGAGGUUCUGGCCGUGGUUUUUUCUGUCCAUGAGUGACGAGACAAGAGCGCUACAAUUCUUGGACGCUGCUCCAGGCAGCGGACGGGAUGGGAAAAGACUGGCCGGAGAGUACUACACUCGGAGACAGCCUGCACAUAGCCGGCGCGGGGGCUCGUCGCUGCAAGUCUUGCAGCGGCACAAACUCAGCCGGAGAGACUUUCUCAAAGAUGGCCCAUGAAAACUCAAGGAAGCGUGUGACAGGAUCAAAGUUUUUUUGUCUGAGCCUGAGGAGUCUCGGGAAAACCCCGACUGGCCUCGCUGUAAAAGGCUUAGACUGAUGCCAGGAUCCCCACGCUGUCACCAUUAUAGUUUACGCGCCCAUAAAUAUAAAAGCCGUCGCUUGGGGUGCUCGAUAAACCAACCGAGAAACCUGAAACACAGAGGCGGGGGCCGCACAGUGCUAAGCAGAUGGGCGGGCUUGUCUCUGAUCAACACGAAAAGAAAGAACGCGACCCCGCAGGCAGCGCUCUCUCUUACAACUAACGCAACCCCCCGGCAAGCUUUCGCACACUAUCACACACUGCCAGAGAGCAUAAGACAAGAGCCAUACCCUCACGCAACGCCUCUACUUACUUCGUUUCCUAGCAAAAGCGCAGCGGGAUGGUACUCGCGCCUGACGAAUGCCCAGCCAUCUUGUGGCUUGGUCAAUGAAUGCAAAGGCACGACGGUGAAGGACCUGACGGGCAAGCGCCUUGCUAUUGUCUGCGCAUUCGCCUACAGCCUCGACAUGGCACUCAGCAACAGCCUGCCUGCCGCCCAGAGAGGAGCUAGCGGCGGCCGGGGCUGUCCUCGGCACUAUGCUCGUUGGGGCUGAAGAACUCGAUCUGCAUGAGGAUGGCCUCAAGUGGGUCAGGGCCUACCUGGCUUCUAUCUCCAUUGUGUACGUAGAGGCACAAAAAGGAGAACAUCGCCGACGCGCUUGCCUUUUCCAAGGUGAAGACCAGGCAGAUCUUUGAGGCCCUCCAGCUCAUUCUGCGCCCGAACUACAGCGACGGCAUGAAGAGGGAGGCCCAUACACAUCGAAGCCCCGGGCCAAACUGUUGAGCACUGUGGCGCCCAGACUUCUGAGUGCUUGAAAGGUGCGGGAUUCAAGUCUGGCUACGUGCUCAACCGCGGACACCUCGCAGGCCGCCAACUGGUACUGCCUUCCACUGUUGUAGCAAAGCUAGCAGAGACCCAAUCUCUCACACCACGCCGCUUCCACCUAACGAAAAUACCCGGCACACGGCUGGACUCCAAUCGCCUAAAACUCACAGGGGGGAGCUCCCUGAAAACUUCGAGCAAGCCGAUAAAGAACCGACCCCACCUCCACCACCGUAAGGUGGACCGAACGCCGUAGAGCUGUCCAAAUGAGUCCCACCGCAUACUUCCCCCUAUUAUAAGGGUGAUUUCUGUCGCUCUCCUUGAUGCGUGACGCGUCACGCGUCACGCGUCACGCGUCACGCGUCACGCGUCACGCGUCGCCCCGAAGCCGCCCACGGAUCUAUGAAGGAUCCGCGGAGCGAUCGAAGGUCCACGGUUCUUUCAGCGGAUCACUCAAGGAUCCACAGAUCUUUCAAGGAUCCACGGAUCUUUCAAGGAUCCGCAGAUCUUUCAAGGAUCCACGGAUCUUUCAAGGAUCCACAGAUCUUUCAAGGAUCCACGGAUCAAGGAUCCACGGAUCAAGGAUCCACGGAUCAAGGAUCCACGGAUCUCUCAAGGAUCCACGGAUCUUUCAAGGAUCCACGGAUCAAGGAUCCACGGAUCUUGCAAGGAUCCACGGAUCUUUCAAGGAUCCACGGAUCAAGGAUCCACGGAUCUUUCAAGGAUCCACGGAUCUCUCAAGGAUCCCCGGAUCUUCCAAGGAUCCGCGGAGUGUAUCAAAGAUCCGCGACACGUGCGAGGCAGCAGCACGACGACAAGAAACAUAACACCAGCCCCAAUCGACCCCAAGGGAGAGCGCUUCGCUAGAGUUUAGCUAGAAGAUAAGCGAUAGAGAUUAGAUAGACUAGACCGAGAAAACAAUCCUCAACAUAAAUACGAGCGCGCUCACUUGCUUCCGUUUGCGGCUUUUUGCGGCUUCGCCGCCUUCUUCUUCUCCUCCUUCUGCCUCUCUCGGUAUCUUGCGAUUCGCGCUGCGUUUUUCUUGCGCUGCUCUUCUCUUCGGGCCGCUUCGUUCUUUCUUGGCGCUGCUACUUUUUCCACAGGCCUGGCCGCCCUCAGCUUUUCCCGUCGCUUCUGUUGCCGCUGCCUAGCGAGCUGCCGCCUCCGCUCUUCAGGUUCAGCAGCAGCCUCGCCCCUUGUCGUUGUCAGAAGUUCCCCAGCUCCCUCAUCCUUGGCGGCUGGUGCUUCGAUCAAGCUCGGGGCCGUCGCGUGCUGCUCUGCUUUGGCUGUCUUCAGCUGCGCGCCAGCACUCAAGAAAUGAGAAAACGGCCGAAGCGGUUUCAGCUUGCCACUCUUGGCGCGGCCUUUUUUCGUCGCGGCGCCUCCCUUUCUGGUCUCCCCCUUUCUCUGCUGCUCUCUCCACUUCCGGGAACGCUCGGCCGCCUUCGUGGAUGCGAUCCGUCGGACGCGGCCAGCCCUUGCGAAGGACCUCAGCUGCCGCGCUAUCUUGCGCUCAUGGAUUGCAGCCUUUCGGGUAUCACCCUGGUUCACAGGCAAGACAGAGCCGACGCCUUUCUUCUCCGCAGCCUGUCUACGGGUUUCUCGCUCACGCUCUUGGUAAGCUCGUUCGCGCCGCGCCGCUGCCACGCGGUCGGCCUCACGCUUUAAGCUUUCAGAGGGGAGCCACAUCUUGAAAACCAUCGGCGCCACCAUGUUCGAGACACUCGCCGCCACCGUCGCGAGCGCUUCCGGCUGCGGUUUUGCUGCUGUCGGCCACCGGCGCAGGAGAGCCGCGCCCAUCUUCAUGAAGAGGAAGACCCUCAACUUUGUCGAAAAUUAGAACUCACCGCCCAUGAAUCAACCCAGUGAGGCACCCCGCUAAAGUUCUGGCCGUAGUAACAGUAAGCCCCUGCCCUAAUUAAAGCAGCCAAAUAAUUACUCACGAGACAACACCAGCGGCAGCGCAGUACUUUAACAAGAUCCGAACCAGGUUGAUUCUUGUGGGGCCUUAAGCUAACAAAGGUCGCCCUUGUCGGUACACACUCGCGCCGAGGAUACGCAGCUCACGGUGUAGAGCCUCGUUGCCCGCUGUGCCAGUUCCGUGCUCUUUUGCCUCCAGUGGCGCCAUUUGUGCCAGGCGAAGACUGUGGUUGCGCAAAAAGGCGUAAUGGCUACACUGUGCCUGCAGAAGCUCCUCCAAGCUCCUCCCAUCCCGCGGAUCUCUGCCUUUGAGAGUCCCCUCAGCUUUUGCGACGACCGAGACAGCGCCCAGCAGCUUGCCGAAAUUGUGCGCAGUGACUUCGAGGCUUGAGUCCUUUAAGACUUCAGUUCACAGGCCUCAGCGCUACAAAGGGCGGCACCGUCUGCAUAUCCCGCGCGGCUUUGCUGUGCGUCUUCCGAACCGGUGCGCCGAAAGGUCUCACCCGCGAGAGGAUUCCGAGGACAACCGAAAAAACGCAUCGAAAUCUCGUGCACCUUUACAGAGACAGCCGACGGCUUCUCAUAGCUGGCCUUCUCCAGCCGGAUCCUCAAAUGAACUGGGUCCUCGGUGAUUGCUCGCAAGUUGGGAAAGGCUUCCUUGAGCGCUUCAUAACCAGAGAGCAAGGAUGGCGGAUGAUCGCAACAGAUCGAGAGAACUCGCCCACAGUGCUCGGCCGGGACAGACUCACGCAAGAAACUAAGGAAGCUCUCAAAGCUCUCACUCUUCGCGAGUUGAAUGCCGAAAGCCACACCAGUGCGGCCCUUCAGCGUCAGGCACUUGUUGCUGCUGGCUCCACUCUUUCCGGCAGGGAUGUCGCCCAGUAUCGACUGCGAGAGUUAGAACGAACCUACUCAAAUUCAUCAGGGGGGGGCGAAUCUAUGAGGAGGGGCCGCCUUCUAAAGUAGUCACCCCAUGCCCAAGAAAGACGCCCCCCGAGAUGAAUCACGGUAGACCUUAAGUGACGGCGACUGUGCCAUCAAUCGCGAGGUCUCUGUACUCGUCGAAUAUCUCGCCCAAGUUCAGCCGCAUAGCCGUCAGCAUUUCUGCGACCGUUUUUCCCUCGAAGAUGCGCUGCACAAUCUGCGACAACACCCGACGACGCGGAAAGAGACAAGCGAGACCGUUUUCUUCUGCUGGUCGCUUGCUCCUGAGCGCCUCGCUCGUGAGUCUGACAAGGAUGGCCGCAGGGCGGCCCUUCGUUUCGAGGGCGUGCGCCGUCACAUCCUUCAAGAACUGCUGCGUCACUGCGAGACGACUGGAAAGCCUCUCAGCUGCUAAGACCUCCGGAUGGUCUGCUAACAAGAGGCGCCCACCUGUUGGCCCAAUGAUGACACGAAAAUCCUCACGGCAGAAACCUAGCAAGAAGCCUUGGGGGUUCUCAUCUUGGUGGCUUUGAUUCCACAACCGCACACGCGCCGCCGCGUCUCGCAAGGGUGUCAGCGGUGCUGUCUCCACCUGCAACGUCUUGAGGCCGCUCGAACUGGCUUGCACAGCUUGCACGGUCACGCCGUUACUACCUGACGAAGAUAGAAAACAAAUACUGAAGCCAGAAAGCUGCCACGCGAAGAGCUGCACGCUGCUACGAUGAAACAAUGAGAAUCAAUAAGCACGACAAAAAAACCACCCCAAGCAAGCUAAGUAAUACCAGACACAGCACCCAAAUCCCACGGCGCUGGAACUUUCGUCUGUGACGCUUUUGCAGUGUCAUCAUACAAGGCGCGCGCUAUGGCCAUGAAUCCACGGAGGGGAUGCUCGAAGGACUUCUUUAUCGGGUCAAUUUUUGCCACUAGAUGCAUUCUCUUUACAUGACUGGCGAGCGAGUGCGCAUGCUUGAAGCUUUUGUAAGGACAGAGGGCACAAUGCCACACCUUCCCCGGAACGCACUUCCCCUGCCGCCGGAGUUUCGUCUUACGUUGUUGGUCCUCCCUGUAUGCUUGCCAGCAGAAGUCGUUAUAACGCUGCGUCUCUGCUGCGUGCGACUGUUUCACAGAACAACACAUCAGCCCCGUCGUUAGUCGCUACACGCGUGACAAACUGGCCAGCUUUCUCAGAGAUAUUCACACCAGAACGAAUGCCCACAAACUGCGCAGGACCCGCUGCGACAGUCACCGCAGCGCCCUCUGCUGGCUGCAGCGCGGUGGCCUCUUCGUUGGGCCCGUUUCCGUCUGCGUCCAGGUUUGCCUCGGCCUUCACUUCAUGCGCAGCAGGUUCACCUAUAAGCGCUGCAGCCUGCUUGACUAGUUGCUUCUUCGAGCCCCGCUUCCGCCGGAGGCUUUUGGUCGUUUCUUCUUUGGAAGACGCUCCAGCACUUUCUCCGCUUGCCAGGCCGAAAGCUUCUGACUUUGGGGGGCCACUUUUUGCCGCCUCCUGUUCCAAGCGGGGUGGCCCUGCGCGCUUGGUCGCGGAAGGGUUCGCCGCCUCUGCUUCGUCGGUGCUGUCUACCCUCUCACCGAAGACGAGGCUGAUCUCGUUCCCGAUCUUGCGAAGAGCAUCCACAAAGGAGCGAACUGCCGCCACUGAGUUGUCAUUGCAGAAAUACCAGACACCAUCGCGCCGCACUACUGCAACGUAAUGCCCGCUCUCGACGUAGCGGCCGACAUGACGCACGAGACCCGUCACCCUGAACGUCGCACCCCCUAAAGUGAAGAACUCACUUGGCACAUUGAUGGGCGUGACCAUUUUCAUCCCGUUCAGCGCCUGCCGCGGACGAAUCUCGAUAACGCACGCCUUUGUGCUUAGACCAUCACCAGGAAGCGAGUGCCUAUUCUUGAACUGUACGUGUCGACUGAACUGGCCGCAAGGCUGCGAACCUGGUGCGCCACUGUCUUCAGAACAUGUCACAUCUGGCGCCGUGUUGCCUUGUUUGUCCACGAGCUUCUGGAGGGACAAGCCCCGCAGAGGAAGGCCCUCAGUCCCAGCCGUGACCAUCGGAUGAGGAUCCGAACAGGUUCGACACACUCCACCACAACGCCGGCACGGGUUUACUCGUUCCGUUUCUGUCAUCACCAUGGUCACGGUGCCACCAAAUUCGUCCAAAAGACGCCCGCAAAGCUCUCCCGAUGAAUGCUCGAACCUUUUCCCAAAAUCAGCCUCAUACCGUGGCCCCCAAGGGGCGUCACUGCUGAAAGAUUAGAGCCAAGCCGAUAGCAGAGGCGAGGCGAGAAGCAGACCCGUCAGAGAAAGGAGGAAACAUAGAAAGGGGGCGGCGCCUAAGGUGUUGGCGCCAGUUCUAAGACCGAGCGCAGUCCAAGGGCUGAAUCUCAUAGCUCAACUCUAUGAAGCCCGUCAGCGUAGUAAGUUCAAUCACCCAGCCACGACGCUCCUCGUGUUCAAUCACAUCAAUACCGAAGCCAUGGCUAUGGCGCUAAUUCUACUAAAGUCAUAGACUAGGUCUCAAAUUGUCGACACUGAAAAACGAGGGGAGCGCCAGGCAGUAACUAACAAGCCGGCGCGCGCUCACGUCUUUCGUCUUCCCUUGAAAUAACAACGACGACACCGGAGCCAUAACUAUCCGCGGGAAAGAGCUGCAAAGGCUCCAAACCGAGGCCGCUCUGCCUCAUUGUCCUCAACACAUCCGCCAGCCAAGAGCGCGGGCAGCUCCUCAACGUUUCCGCAGCAAUUAGAAAAGCCCACCCCUGAAAAAAAGACACAGACCACAGCGACGAGCCCCCAAAAGGCUAACCCCCAAGCAAGAUGGAAACUACUGUAAAGAUUUCAGAGCUAGACUAUCCUUACCCAUAAAGCAAGAGGCUGACACGUCUGCCAGCACUGAAGGACAGCGUGCGCGAAGCAUCUGGUCUGCGCAGUAAAUGUCUUGCGCUUGUCGCCGUUCCUACUCUCACCACCGAAGACAUAGACUGGAUUCACGAGGCCACGCGGAACCACUACCGCCGCGGGGCUUAAGCCUUGCGCCAUUGUCUCCUUUUAGCUUUUCUUCUUUUCUGUUUUGAAAGAGCGACGUGGCGAUCUCGAGGCAAAUUUCGACCCCCUGACGUCUCGCCAAGCCACUAGCUUCGCGAGGCGAAUCUGGUUGCUUCUCGCAAAGCCCCUAGGGUAGGUAGUAAGCAAGAGGCAAACUCGUCAGAGCCGGCUGCCGCAAGUCCACUAGUAGCCAAGAGGCAAACUCAUCGGGGCCAGCUGUCGCAACGCCACUAGUAAGGAAGAGGCAAACCCGUCGGAGCCGGCUGUCGCAAAGCCACUAGUAAGGAAGAGGCAAACCCGUCGAGCAAGCCAGCUGUCGCGAAACCGCUAAUAGCUCAGAGCCGUUGCUUCGCAACACCUCAAAGACGCCGCUUCGCAAAACCGUCCAAAGCCGUUGCUUCGCAACACCUCAAAGACGCCGCUUCGCAAACCCGUCCGAAGCUGUUUCCUCGCAACACCUCAAAGCCGCUGCUUCGCAAAGCCGUCCGAGCGUUGCUUCGCAAAAUCUCAAAUGCGCCGCUUCGCAAAACCGUCCGAAGCCGUUGCUUCGCAACACCUCAAAGCUGCCGCUUCGCAAAACCGUUCGAAGCCGUUGCUUCGCAACACCUCAAAGCUGCCGCUUCGCAAAAUCGUCCGAAGCCGAUGCUUCGCAACACCUUCAAGCUAAGACUUAAGCGCGUUGCCGUUGGAAUGAAUUGCACUUAUCUGUUAGUGGUUCUGCGGUUCUCCCUCGGGUGCUGCUUGGGGUGCUGAAUUAUCUCCCGCCGUGCUAUCCCGUGGCCAGCUGCAAGACAAGACGUCACCCCAAGACGUAGCAGGGAGAAUUGCAGCCGGCCUUAACGCUUGUCGCGCAACCGCCUGGAGCUGUUUGCUGUUUCGCAAAACCUUUGAGAAGCCGCUUUUUCGCAAAGCCACACAAAGCCGCUGCUUCUUCGCAAAGCUGUCCGAAGCCGAUGCUUCGCAAAAUCGAUCGAAGCCGUUGCUUCGCGAAACGACCGCUCGAAGCCGAUGCUUCGCAAAACCGUCCGAAGCCGUUGCUUCGCAAAACCACAAAGCCGCUGCUUGUUUCGCAAAACCACUAGGCCAGCUUCUCUCGUUUGACUUCGAAUGGGUUUCCUGUUAGUGCUACUGCGAUUCUCCCUUGUGUGCUGCUUGGGGUGGAUCUUCCGUCGUGCUCUCCCGUGGCCGGCUGCAAAGAUGUCACCCCAAGACUCGAUAGGGAGAAUCGCAACCGACCGAAACGCUGCUACGGCCGUGGUCUGGGUGUCGUGUACUACGGUCGAACGCAGGAGGAAGAAGUAGCUGCUGCAGGUCCACUUCUCUACUAGAAGCAAGAUAGAAGCCACGUAAACACGCGCGGAAAAGGAGAAAGCUGCAUAUCGGAAAAGUAGAAUUUGACGUAGAAGCACUGCUUGCUCACCGGGCCGCGCUGUCUUCGUUAGCUAGCCGCUCUACUAGAACUUCGCCGAGAGAAAAAAAAAGGGCUUUACGCUUUUACUCCAACGGUAGUCCUCGUCAGUCCGCGUAGCGCACCCACGCAAGAAGACUGAGCGCUGCUUCUGGGCACCCACGUCACCAAGAGGAAGGAAGAAGAAGAUAGAUAACGCAAGCAAGCGCUUGCCGUCGGUUGGCCAGCGCGCUCCUUCUGCUUAUCUUGCUUUUCAUGUAUCUACCGGAUGCCGCUGAUGUUAUCUAUCUUGAUGCUGUUGGUUUUUUCUUUUUCAAAAGCACGAGCCUAGUGUAGUUGUAUCGUGCUACUCAACUGCGGCAGUUGUUCGUCGUUGCCAUCGUUUUACUGUGCCGGAUGAUCGAAGUCAGAUUCGACUCCCGGCUGGUGCACCAAUGUAACCGAAGCUGACUGCUCUCCCCACGCAACAAUUGACAUCCAUGUAUUUGGGAUUGCGUGAACACUUGAGUACUUUGCUCAAGUUGAAGCCAAGUUUCAGGAAAUUUACUCACUUUGUUGCUUACGUUGUGCUUACUUGCAUAUACGUGAUAACGUAGCUAGUUACAAUCUAUCUCAAAACAAAACUGGAAUACAUCGUCGAAGGGUGAUUAUAGGUUGAGAAUCGUCCAAGAGUCUCAGUCUUGUUUUGUCGUGCUUCUUUGUUGUACUUACGUGCGCGCCGUUCUUCCGUUCUGAAGUGAACUUGCUUACUCUCGCUGACAAACGUCUAAACUCAUGCGAAGUUCUGACAUACAUGACCGAACUCAGACUUCGCACAUGGACCUUCACAGCGUGAGCGUGCCAGUUCUCUUGACAACUCUUGACUGUCAGUUCUGGUUACAGCUAAGAGGCACGCGUGGACUUUUACGCUCAGGCUGGUGCGCAAGAUGCUCCCCUUCGUUCUGCUUCUCUUAUUCUUGAUCUUUUGAACUAAUUAAAUGCAGACGCCUGCUGUCUAUUUUUUGAAAAAGAUGCGACGUAGAUUAUCAAGGGCCCGCAGAUCUAUCAAGGACUCGCGGAUCUAUCAAGGAUCCACGUCUCAAUCAAAGAAAGAUCCGUGGAGCGAUCGAAGAUCCACGGAUCUAUCAAGGAUCCACAGAUCUACAUCUAUCAAGGGCUCGCGGAUCUAUCAAGGGCCCACGGAUCUACCAAAGCAAGAUCCGUGGAGCGAUCGAAGAUCCGCGGAUCUAUCAAGGAAAGACCAGCGGAGCGAUCGAAGAUCCGCGGAUCUAUCAAGGAUCCACAGCUCUACCAAGGAUCCACGGAUCCAUCAAGGAUCCACGGAUCUAUCAAGGAUCCGCGGAUCUAUCAAGGACCCACGGAUCUAUCAAGGAUCCGCGGAUCUGUCAAAGAAAGAUCCGCGGAGAGGUCGCAGAUGAGAUCCGCGGAUCUAUCAAGGAUCCACCGAUCUACCAAGGAUCCACGGAUCUAUCAAGGAUCCCCGGAUCUAUCAAAGAAAGAUCCGCGGAGCCAUGGAAGAUCCACGGAUCCAUCAAGGAUCCGAUCCACAAAUCUAUCAAGGACUCGCGGAUCUAUCAAGGAUCCGCGGAUCUAUCAAAGCAAGAACCGUGGAGCGGUCGAAGAUCCACGGAUCUAUCAAGGAUCCACAGAUAUAGACUCGCCAAAAUCAGGCCCCUCCUGCCCAUUGUUGCGUGCUGCGUGACGCUUGAAAUUGAGGGCAGGCAUUUCAUCCCCCCCCGAAGCUCUGGGCGUGACGCGGUGGGCGUCACGCGUCACGAAAAAGCUCUACGGCGUUCAGUAAGUCCCACCCUCCACCACCGGCACCAGCACAGCCCAACGUGGCCGCACUUGUUCAGGCACCUAUACUCUCCACAUGAAGACGCAGCAUAGGCUAGCCGGGCUCCCAUAUGAGGCCACCGCCUCUGGUCGAAGCUGGUCGCGCUAUUCAUUGGGGGCAUCGAGUAGGAAUAUGAGGCAAAGCGAGCGCAGAGCUUCUUUCCAGGAAGAGAAGAACACAGACAAAGGGGCUGGCCAUGGUCCAGCCAGAUGAGCAAGGCAUCUGCCCAGAUGCUUACGGCCAAGUCUGGUCUUCGCUCCUUAGAGUUGGAAGGGUCCUCGGAUAGUCCGGGACCCAGGGACCCGGAUGAAAUCGGACACACCACCGCCAACAACCUCCAGCCGCUUCGCAACCCGCAUGGGGAGCCAGCGGAUCUGGGCUCUGAAAUUAGCCGGUGCUCUCACUACGCUACCUACCCCGCGUGGGCUGUUUUCGCCUGCCAGCGGGGGCGCCUUGCUAUUGUUAUAGGUGAACCCCAAGCGCGGGCGGACAAUCUGAGCGAGGACGAGGCAGCACUACACUGCCAGCGGCCCCCGGCCGUGGCUAGUGAACCAGCGCGCCUCUAGCCCAGUGGGCUUGAAUGACUAAACUGGUGCUGCGUCUUCCUCUCCCAUUCUGGGAGGGGAAGUGAGAAACAAAAAAGAAAAAACGGCGGGCAUGUAGAAAAGGUCUCUUACCUCCGCAGGCCACUAAAAAGUCAUCAAAUGAACUCACUCGCGCCAAAUCACCUCCACAGGGGCGGAAAGGAUGGCCUUGGGCUCUCCUUGGCGGCAGUGGACGGCGCCGCCACUGCUUUCGCCUUUGCUUGGCUGGUGACUGCUUGGCCGCUAGCCUCCUACCGGAGCGCCAGCACUUUGCUGACACCGCAGACCCAAGGGCGCGCCUUGUCGGCAAUUGCGUGCCCAGGCUGCCAAGUCGGCUUAAAAGCGUCUCGCCGUGUUGUGCCGUCGGUGCACUUGUCGGAGUGCACUCACACUCUUGCACUGGAUUGCUACCAAAUCCGGAACGCCGCGCAUUUCAGCAAAAGGCCCGCGCUGCUUGGCUGAUUUUGCAGGGAAUCGGACCCGGGCGCGUCUCUCUAACGAAGUGCCUCUUUUCGAAGGAGUUCGAAACAAUGCCGAGGAGGACGCUCUAUCUGUCGAAGCGCAGCGCAUGAAAUGGAUCCCCGAAAGUUGCCGAAGGCUUCCGAAGAUUCAGCUCGCAGACUUCGCGACGGUUGACACAAACAGCGAGCGCAGCCACAGGGGUGGCCGCUUGUUCUUCUUCUUCUUUUGCUUUCAUCGUGGUCCGCCGCUCGGUCCGUGUGUCUUGCUGCUCACUUCUUUCACCUAUUGGGCCACUAGCUUGGCCCCGCCUUCUGUCGGUCUCUGCUUGGCAAGCGGGCGGGCUGCACUUGUGUGAGCGCCGGCCUGACAAGCAGCGCACGCCUAUCAGCCAGCUGACAAAAGUACUCGCUUCGGCUGGCAGGUUCGCUCUGCUGCUGCUUAGAAGCUUCAAGCAAGGGAGGCGCGUAGGUAGCUCAGUUUGGGUGAAGCUGCUUGCCUUUGCAUGCAGCCAGCCCUCUCGCAGGGUAACUCCUGACAGGUCGAGCCUUUUGCUUUUUUUGUCUCGAGGCCGUUGGCUUCGCUGUGUCUUCACGGGUCCGGGUGUUGUAUGGGUCUGCGCGUCGGUGUGUCCAGCUGUCUGGCAUAUUCUUGGAGCAAGUCACGUCUGCAACUGCGCACUACAUCUAAGAAGCAAGGCAGGGGCGUGGCUUGUGAAUUAGUAUGGCUCUGUCUACGCGUGUGCGCUGCACUCUGCGAGCGUCGGCUGACUUUGCGGCGUCUGGGUGAGUCUAUGUAUCCGCGUGCUGCAUCUGCGUAGGUGUCAGCUUCUUCAGAAGUAAGGCCGUGGGUAUGUAUGUGCCACGGCGUGGGAGAGUGCUGCCCAGUAGAUAGCGGCUGACAGGCCGGCAGCAUCUGUCGCGCCGUAGCUUGCUAGAUUGAUGGGCGGCCUGGCUGUCUGCGAGAGCACCUACGCACGCCCUCGCAUGCCCAUGGAUAUGCGCAGACCUACGCACGCCGCGGCACCCACUUCUCAGAGCUGGCACAGGUCUGAGAGAUGAGAUCGCUUGCGUGUCUCGAUUUCUCAGAGGGAGCGCGCGUAAGUAAGGGCGUAGCAGACUACCUACGCCGGAGGCAAUAUCCAUCGCCAACAAGUUAGAGUGCUUAGUUAGAGUUAGACAAACGCCCGCCGCCUUUGCGUUAGUUUCUGAAAGUUUUUCCACUUUCCGCCAGUUUCUGAAUAUUGCUGAUUAUUUCUGUUGCCAUUUCCUGCGGGUCAGGCGCUCCGUUUAUUUCUGUUUAUUUCCGUUUCCGCCGCGACAAGCCUCCGAAAGUUGCCGAAGAUAAACCGCCAGAAAAUAGCGAGACAUGAAAAUAAAAGGGAAACCUUCGGCAACUUUCGGCGGGAACGAAAAAAAAACGGAAAUAAACGGAGCUCCAAAACCGCAGAAAACGGAAACGGAAAGAAACGGCAAUAACCGGCAAAAGGCGGCGGCUCGAUAUUCUUUCCUUUUUCUUGUCUCGUUUUUGAUAACUUUGCGCAAGUUUUUCAGGAUCGAGGGCGCAAGCCGAUUAUAACGCUACUCGACAGGGACUCUGGGAAAAUCUUGAGCCUUGUGAGACUCUGACGCAGUACCGCUCGACAAAUGGGCGCCACGCACUGACUGGCGAGCGGGUCGGCCUAUAUGGAUACGGGCCAAGGCGUGGGCCCGUAUUGGUGGGCUCAAAUGCAUGCCAUGCCAUGGCGCCGAUUGAUUGCUACGCACAUGGAUAGAUCUAGAAGCCAGCGCCGCAGGGGCGCCGCGUGCAGUCUGUAACAAUAUGCAAGACAGGCGCGCGCGCCCAUCGGCGCACACCCAUGCCAUGGCUACAGGCUUCCAUCGUGUGUCAAUCUACGGCAGCAGGAGCGACGCACAGAAGCAGAGAAAGGAGCGCGCCGCCCGUGAGAUAGCCAAGCGCCACGCACGUAGAUAGUUAGACGCGCGCGCGCUAUCUAUGCACCUCAUGCCUAUGAUAGGCGUGCAAACAUCUGCGGCGGGUCGGGUGAGAUGAGGCGCGUCCAUGCAUAGAUAGGCGUGGCCACCAAGAUAGGAGAAGGGAGGCGGGAACGGUCCACGCGCGCAGCGAUUCAGGGGCGCGCCGCUCGACAGGUUGACGCGCGUUCAGUGGAUUGGAGUCACUGGCAGCGCCUGGCGGCGCGUCGGCUGGGUUUGUUGGUUGUUCGUUCUUCUUGGCAGGCUGGCUCGGGUCGGUGUAUCUGGCAGACAGAUGGGCCCACCCUCUGCCAGUCUGCCUGACACGCAGAAGGAACCCCGGCACGCAGCCCGCCUUGGACAGGCAGAGGCCUGGGGCUACGCUACCCGUCGGCGGGUCGCGCGCGUGAUGGAUGGCGUGUCCGCACUAACUAGGUGCGUGCGCUAAGCUAGGCGGAGUCAGUAGGAAACCCCUCAAGGAAUUCACAGCCCCCCUGCAUCCGCCAGCGGGUCACGUAUGAGGACAAGCACGCCCCGCCGGCGUCGUUUUUUAUCGAGUGAGAGUGAGAAAACGCGCGAGCUGAACUCUCGGAAACUUCCGGGAACUUUCGGCGGGGACUUUCACGGGCCUCCAUUUUUGCACCCUGAAGAGAUUCGACAUGCAUCAGAAGGACCUGGAAACGCUACCCCCGCCGGACUUCGAGGAGGGUCCGACGUAUGACGGGAACGCCACGCCCUCCACCUUUCUGCUCAGAGCACUGGCCGGCCAGUGGUUGACCGUGGCGGCGCGUCCUGGUCUUGCAGCAGCCGCCAACAAGCUAGCCCGAGCAACUGCCAACAAGGUCAGCAAGGCGAUGGAAGCCGCUGGGCGCAAAGUACCACGCUGCUUGGCUGGUACCAAGGGCGCUGGCGCUGAGUACUCGCCUGAAGCUGGGAAAAAUUUCUACCACAAACUCGCUGGGCUGCAAGGUUAUCCAGACAACAACAAGGGCGGCGAGAAGUUUCCCAGUCACCCCGCUGCCGCGUAUGGAGGCGCAUCGCGUGCCUCAAACAACCUACCGCGCGUCGAAGAGUGUCACCGGAGUCAGUGGCAGUCCAUCUCUUUGGGUGUCCAGUUGCCUGGAAACCGACGCCCCAGGGCGUAACGGCACGCAACACGAUGGAGGCAAAGCGGGCCGCAUCCAGCGAGGCCACUGAAAUGGCAGGCGGGCCUCGUCUUCUGCUGCAGUUCCUCUGAGGUAGAACCGAACUAGAGCAAGCAAGAGAUCAAGAGCCUGACGCCGGUGCCGUCUUAUGUGGCAAUCGCUUGCAGCGCGGCCCUGUCUUGUCAGGAGGACGCAAACCGCGACAAGAACUGAGCAGGCCAAUUAGGCACGCCGCGACUAAGGCGCGGGGCGGGAAGUCCAUGAACACGGUAGCCGCGUCGUGUUUGUUCCUACGCAAGAGCAGCCGCAAGGGCAGCGCGCUGAUGCACUGGCGAAAGCGUCGAAUGCUGAGGCGCUUCGGCUUAUUUUCUCACCGGGAAUCAAGGGCAGCGAGGCGCUUGAAGUGCAUGAGGGGGCUGACUAUGUGGCUCGUUUCCUCGAGGUCUUAUGACUUGUUGACUUGUACCAAAGAGCCAAAGUUCUUGGACCUAAGGCACAAGCGCCGAAGCCUGUGGACAUGGAAGCUGACGAGUAGGAGCUGCCUGGCGUAGUAGUGGGUCGCUGUGUCUGUACUUUGGACUACGAGACGACUCCGAUGAUAGAUUACGAGAGUCGAACCUUUGACGAAGUUCGCCCGAGCAUAAAAGUCCAACACGUAAACCACUUGGCCACUUUCUUUCAACGUUACAAACACAGAACGAAGCUAGCCAUACCACGCACAGCAGCCGAGUGAGUAGAUUUUGGCCAUUUUCUUCGACCAUCUACCCACAUUCUUGAGCACCUAAACGACAGGCAUAGGCUUGGCGUUCUUGCUUGUUUCACACCCUAGCACAUAUAGGCGCAAAGCAAGGCGCAUUUUGGUAGUUUUGGUUGGUUUAGUUUGUCUGGUUUUUCUUGCUUUUGGUGCACGGUGUUGCAUCGAGGGGGGGAAUGUCAGGCCGACGGGGUCAGGGCGUUCCCGUGGUCUUGUGCUCCCUUGUUCUUUCUUCUUGGAUGGUGUCACUUCAGGCUGCGAGAGCCUAGGAGCUUGAUCGGGUGGCCAUGAUCUGAAGCAGCCAGAGCGAUCCUUCUGCGUCAAUGGUAGCCAACUGGUCUGGUUCAAUUGUAUGGGUGGCGCAUCGCUUCAGCUCGAAAGAUCAACCAACGCCUGAAGCCUUGAAGAUGAAAGAUCUGCAUAGCCAUGAAGCCCGCACGAAGCUGCACGCAGUCCCGAUAACCUAAGACGCCAGGCCUGUGAUGGCGGUGCCCCAUCCUUGCCAUCAUGUUUCCACAACCAGACGCGCAGCGCUAGGUAGUCCGUUUACACUGGUAGGGCUCCGUAGGGGCAUCGGCUUGGAGUAGCUUGCGGCCGUCGUCUCGUGUCGACAGAAUUGCGUCCCAGGAACGGCACGGCUAAGCCCCGCCACGGCUUGCCGCGCCGUGGCCAGGCGACUACGCUCUCGCCAGGGCGUACCUUGUUCACCGAUUACGUGGCGCGCCCACUGCGGUUCCCGAUGGGAAGCGCGUGCGCCUUUACUGCGGUGGACGCGGUUGGUCCAACGAUGUGGGUGACAGCGUUGCCGAGCGCUACGGACAAGGCUGCCGCCAGGCAGGUCGCCGCCAUUAGUAAGCGCGCAGAGUGGGGCGAUUGUGGGGCGGCUCGAUGUGGUAACGGCUCGCACUUCUCUGAGGAAUUUUGGGAGGGUCUGCAGCGCUUGCAUUUUGAGAAACUGGCCAAGGAGGCCCCGGGCGCGCGUCGUGGUGCCUCAUGGCUGCCUGAGUCUCCGGCCACCGUCGAAGCGCCACACCCUGAGGCCAGCCGCUCUCCCCGGACUAGGCUCUCCUCUUUGCCGUCGUCGAUUGCUUCGCCCGCAACGGCGAGAGCAUGCUUGAGCCCCAAGAGGGCCCCGCGACUACCGACCUUCCGGGUGACUCCUCUUGGCGGGCCCGCUUACCUGGCAUUUUGUGGCCGGCCUUGGUUCUCUAAUGGUGCUACCAGCCUUAUCGCACACCGCGGCCGCGGUUUGCGUGUUCGAGCGACAGGGAGGGCCGCGCCUGGGGUGAUGAGCCUGCACCUGCCGAGAUCGGGCCCGAGCUUGCCCUUGCAUCUAGCCGAGCGACCUUGGGCAAGAGAAUGCAGAUGGAUGCUGCAAACGUUGCAAAGAGGAAGCGGCAAAGGGGUGACGUGUGCAACGACCAUCCCCGCAGGCUGCGCCGCGGGUAACUCGUCGCGUGGUUGCGCCCUUCUCGUAAGAAGUGGGAGCCGCGGCCGAUGCGGGAGCCCUUCGCCAUCAUAAAGGCAGCGGCCCGAUGGUCGCGCGCGCAUGGAUGGGGCCUGCUUCAGUGGUGCGGUGCGUCAAAUUGUUCCCAUUCUGGUUCGCCUGGCUGGCUGGGGCUGCGAAGUGUGUAAUGAAGUGGAGUCAAGAACUCACAGCUGACCAGUCGCAAGGACCUCUUGGCGGUAAUGCAGCGCCACCGCUAUGACUAUCGGAAGGGCCUAGCGUAGUAAGAUGAAAAAAGAAGCGAGGGCCGCGCCUGGGGUCUCAGGCAGUUUCUGAACGACCUCACGAGGGGGCUGGGGUUACCCCGCGAGCCAAUAACCAACACGCAUCAACGCUUUACCACUCCCACACACAACCACGCUGCCAGCCUCCCACAUUACUGAGCCCACGCACCGCCACCAUCUGCAACGCGUCACCCCAGUACAGUUGCCACAGAGUCUGACUUAUCGGAAGCCUGUCAAUGAAUGCUGUCGACGGGUGAAAAAUGUGCAAAAAGGGGCGCGUCGGUCUAUGCAUCUUGACCGGCCCCACGAAGUGCAGGCUUGUGCCUAUCUUAUCGGAACCUUGUUAAGGCUGGGAGAGGGUGGCUCAUCUUCACUCCAACAGCGUCGCAAUUACAGAAGGCUGCGGGCCUUUGAAGUGCCAGGGAUGAGGAUCAUGCUGGAAGUUCUUUACAAUGGUGCAGAAUAGCCUCCGCCACAGCUGAAAAUAGUGCGAGCAUUGCUAGGAUGGGCAGGCGAGGCUUUCAGUUGCAGGUGAGAUGAGUCCACAGCCCUGCGCCUGGCGCCCAUUUGAUCUCACGGGCUGCUCGCGCUUGGCGUAAGUUGUACUUCGGUGGCCCAGUUCGCCUGAGUCUUGGAGCGUGGAGGCCCGCAGGCAAUGGCCCCACCUCCAUGCGCCACGCGGGGCGAAGCGCUGCCUCGGGUUGUGACUUGCAGGUGAUCUGAUGGGCGUCGCCUCGUGGGCCAUGGAGGGCGCCUGGCGAUCUGGCCACUGCCGAAGCUGUGCGCGGCUACCAUCUGCUGGAACGGCAGCGAGCCUUUGGGCCGCCACAGGAGAGCGCAAGCCCGCCGCGGUCUCGGUCUUGCUUCUCUUGGAAAUUGAAAACGCAGCAUUUUGCUCAAAGAGCGACUCUCUUUCUAUAUUAAUUCUAUUUCCAAAAAGUCACCUCUAGUCGCUGACUGGCCGUAACGUUUUGGCCUUGUUGGGCGGCAAGUGUUGUAGUUCGAUCCAGCUCUCAAAAAAAAAGCAACUCCGACAAAUCGCGCAAAAAUGGAAAGCGCAACACUUUGCGCCAAAAAAGCGCAACGCGCUGCGCUUUCAUUGACUGAGCACGAAAAUACAGCAAAAGCCCCAGACUUCGCAUCUCGGUGCCGCAGGUGGUCAAAGGUUAAAAAUCUGCAGGAGAGAUAGUCUGUCUGGCAGGCCGACUGGGUCAUGGCGUUCCCAUGGUCCCGCGCUCCCUUGCUCUUGCUCUCUGGCGUCGCUUCAGGCUGUGAGGGCCUGGGAGUUUGAUCGGCUGCCCACGAUCUGAAGCAACCACGGCGACCCGUCUGCACCAAUGGCAGUCGGCUGGUCUGGUUCAGUGGUGUCGUGCAUCGCUUCGACUUGAAAGCCCAGCGCCCGACCCCGAGUCCUGUCCUUGAAGGUGAAAGACGUGCAACCGCGUGAAACCCGUGCGAAACUGACUACACGCAGCGGCGACAGCCUAAGACUGCGGGCUCGGCUUGUGACGAUUGUGCCCCGUCUUUUCUAUGGUUUCACUACCAGGCGCACAGCGCUAGGCAGUCCAUUCAGACUGGCAAGGGCUCCGCAGGGGGAGGGGCAUUAGCUUGAUAAGCUUAGCGGUCAUCUUGUCGACAGAAUCGCGCCCCGCGGUAAAGUGCCUGCCGGACAUUCUGCGAAACAGUCUGCCUUCAUUAUAGUUGGAGUAACGUGAUAAAAAAAAAAAAGUCGAUAAGUGAUUUUCCUUAUUCAGUUUCUUACUGAUGCGAUGAGGCUGCGCGCAGCCGAUACGGAGCAGAUGUUUUCGGGAGGUCUUUUCUUUGCGAAACUGACGACGUCGUGAAGUCUCGUCGUGGAAUUCCCGACCCAGAAGUGAUCAGAUACUGCAGGUUGUUACUUUGAUGCAAGUAAGCCUAGUAGCUGGUCGCGUAGGGGGUGACGAAGUAGCUGCAUGCUGAGGCUUCGCACGUAUGGGCUUGCAUUUGUUUUUUUUUCGAUCGUGGCUCGUUUUGCUUAUCUGGUUGUUAGCUUGGUUGUCAUGUCCUCGCUCUUGGUAACUACUCCGCACCCAGUGGCCAGCUUCUAUAUUUAUAUACUAUCUUCAGCGUCAUGGCGUCAAUAUAGACAGCGCACAGCGCUCCAAGGUUUAUUUUAACUCGAGUCGGUGACGAUCUUGGUCGCGGCUACUACUAUUACUACUACUACUACUACUACUACUACUGCUACGGCUACAUCACGGCCCGCGCGCUGCUAGUCAUGUUCUGCUGUUCGGAUGAUACGGGCUCGGCGUUUCUUGGACGAAGUGGCGGCCGCGACUCGUCUACGAGGUUGCGAAGACAGCAACUGGAUAGCACGCACCAGCAUGGCCACGGCCACGACUAUGCUGAAACAGCUUUUGGCUCCGCCAAGACCUCGCCAAGCAAGGCGCGCGAGGAUCGUGAAGCCCUAAACCCUAGGCCCUGAGCGCCCUAAAGUCUGCAGCCAUAUCCUCGGUCGUGAGUUAAUCACUUUCGUCGACUUCUUGACUUAGAACGUCAAGACCGCGACUACAGCCGAUCCCUGUGCUCUGCAACUCUUUGAAAGUGGCUCGGUAUACUCCUCGCCGUGCAAGCUAGUGAAGCUCAAAGCUGUGCAGUGCGACAAACAUGAGGAGAGCUACUUCCUCCGCUUCGUAGCAAGCUAGAAGUAAGAAAAUGCCAAAGAGACAAACUCGACCAUAGGCAAAAAAGAGCGCGGCACGAAAAUGGUCACCGUGGGCGAAAUGGAGGCCGCUCGGUGCGUAUUCUACGGGAAAGUCUUCCGCGUGAUCUUCUGCAGUGGUCUUGCUUCUGCCCGCUGUUCUUGUUCGUCUUGUUGUAGCCGAGCAAGUAGCUGUAGAAGUCGUCAGUGAUGAUCUUCAACCAUGGCCAUUGUCUGCAAGUUCGAUUCUGUUCGGAAGUCAAUUUUUAUAAUGGUGCCGCGUUGGUUGUAGUUCUCCGCUGUGUCAGAUGAUGGCGCUGCGGAUUUUUUUCAAAUUAUAACGCCAACUAGACUACUGCAGGAUAUGAAUGCACUGCAAUACGACUCGGCGCCUUGUCGUCCAUGUGAAGUGAUCGCUAUAGUAUAGUGACCACGUCAGCACUUUUCUGCGCGAGCUCCUUUUUUGAUCAUUCGCGGCCACCAUCUAGCUGCUGCUGUAGUUUGAUUCUUCUACUUCUAGAGCCACCGCGCGCCUUUUCUUCUAUCAAAUAAAGCAACAAAAUGGGCCAGGGAUCGUGGUCGCCGAAUCAUGCAACGACCCAAAUGACUCCGGCUGACGCGGGCGACAGUACUGAAAUGGGGCCAGUCUUCUUGACUUCGUGCCCUACUUAUGGAGCUACAACCUGGCUGCUUUUCCAAGUAGCAGCCGCGUUUCGUGAUUUUGUACAACAGUCGGGACCUUCUGCAGGUUGUUGGGGUAGGUCGUCAGCAGCUGCGCCGCAGUUUUUACUCUUGCUAGACUUAUACACAGUCUCACAGUGGUGCGAGUCAAGGAGCGCGCCCGAGCAGCUUACCGAGGGAAGACCAUAGCGCGCCAGACAGCUGCGGCAACUCGGCGCGUUGUAUCUUCAGGCGGCCCAGUCGCUCCUGAACCUGAUGCCCCUGCGUCUUCGGAGCAACUGGACGACUCUAGCACGGAAGUAGAAGGCGCUGGCCAUCGGGUGGCGGAAUUACAGAAGACUUCGUCUGGCGUCGUGGAACAAGGUGCAGAUAGUGGCAGUAGUAGCUACUACUCUGAUCGGCCCGGUCAUGAGUCAUCCGCCCCCGACUGGGUUGGCCAGCGUUUUCGACACGGCUGGCAGUGACCGCGACGCUUUCCAUUCAUGCGUCGGAUCGCUAGAGGCGCCCCACCCAGCCCAGGGCUGACUCCUCCUGGCGCGCAGGGAUAUAGGAAUCGAGUAGCUCUGCUUGAAGAAGAACUGCCGGCCGACCACUUGGAGAAAAUAAGUCUGCAGCUUCUACAGGAGCAAGCUCUUCAGCGCGAAGAUUCAGAGGAUGGACCAUAAAAGUGACCACUUGCGUUGCUAUGGUAGGUCAGGAGUAGGCGAAGGCGAUCGUAGUGACAUAGUGGAGCAAGCCGCUUCACGCGAGCAGAUGACGAAAAAGGGAAGCGCAAGCGCUAGCACUAGCAAAACAGCUAGCAAAUUGAUGACAGCGAAGCGGAGAGUAGUGGCGCAAGUGUCAACGCCGACGCCUCCGAAGUAUCAGCUGACGAAAAGAAGAGCGCUGGCUGCUCCUGCUCUUGCUUCUUUGAAAAUGAAGACGAAAAAGCCACAGCACGGAAAGAAAAGCCUAGCGAAUCUGCAGCCGCGGCCGCGAUAUGCUUUCGCGGAAUUUUUCUGCGAUCAAGCAGCGACCAGAAGCACAGCAGCAGAGGCCAGACGUGACGAAGACGCCAGUAAGUGUAGAGCUGUCGCAAUCGCAUGACAGGCAGCAGCCUGAUGCCGUGGCAGAUGGGGUUGUGGAUGAUCAUGAUACUCCUGGCGGGAGCUUGGCUCCCCGAAAAAGCUGCUUCGCGUCAGCUUGUAGUAAGUUAGUAGUGGCAACGCUAACAAAGGCGACCAUCUCACUGACCAGGAGACGGGCACGAAGAUGGUGGCGAUCCUUGAAGAAUCUCCAUUGAAGCCGCAAAGGCUACCAAUGUUGGGAAGCUGGACCGCGCCAGGCUUGGACGAGCUAGAUCCGGAUCGUGAAUUGCUCAAGGACAGGGGUGGCCUUCCAAUGAAGGCACUACCUAGCUUAAGCGUAACGGUGUGGCGGUUCUUAUUGUUCGCGUGAUUGUUCUGGGAUACUCGUCUGGGUGCGGCGAUCAUCAGACUCGGGGAUGGGGCUCUUGGUCUCCUCUCGACACGAGGCGAGAGCGAGGGCCGGGCGCUCGUCGGCUGCGAAGGCUCCCGGACGAUAACUACGCGCGACCCAUCACGCCCGCCCACCAACACUCGCCCCGAGUCGGGGCGCCGUGCGUGGCCUGCUCGCGGGUAGUCGGUCUGCGCCGCGAUGGCGAUCGCUCUGCAUAGAGCUGCGCCACACACCCGCCGAGAUAGAUGAUGGCUAUCCCGUGGCGUCAUACUGAUGCGAAACAGAUUCAAACGCAUACAAAGAGCAAGCCCGAGCGAAAAACACAAACGAAAGACCACACGACAAGAAAAACCACAGAGAAAACCACACGGCCCACAAGCCCACACACACAGAACCCACUUGCGGGCGAGCUUCAGCGCUGUCCGUCAGCUGCUGACCUUGGUUGCUGCCGGCCAGCUACAGCCUGCGGCGGGGCGUUUCCCAAAGUCUGGCCGGAGGCCGCGAGAUGUGAAAUGAAUGUAAAUGCGAAUUCCUGCUGAUCUGCUCGGGUUCUCUCUAGUCGGUGCUUAUACUAUCGGAGAUCAAUCAUAGGUGACUAAAUAAGAAUUGCACGCUCCGGAGAUCUCAGAUAGUUUUCUGGAUGGUCUUCGGAGAGGGCUGGGGAACUCCCCGCGAGUCCACUCUCUCACCUUAACCAAACCAACGGCGCCACCAAGCACCGCGUGAUUACCAAAUCACGCCUACGAAUACCAACGGCGCCACCAAGCACCGCGUGAUCACCAAAUCACGCCCACCACCACCACCACCACUACCAAUAGCGGCCUUUCCCCGGCUACAGCCUCGUAUAGGCUGGUGGCGGGAACAGGAUUCUACUGCUGAAGCCCGUUAAAAUGCCGCUUGUCCCCUUAUGGACCCGCGGCAAUAACAUGCACAGCCGACGAAAACACACAACUAACUAUGCACGAACAGGCACUGAAAGAAGAUCCAAAAAACAUGUCCUGCGGUAAUGCCAUCCCCCUGUGGGGAGCGGCUACCCUUCUUAAGGGGCUGACGCCUGAAGCCAACCUUACACCCGCAACAAGGCCGAAGUGGUGAAGUAGAUCCAUGCGAUGCCACUAUAUCCUCUGUUUUUUAACCAACUUAAGGGCUCUGAUCUCCGCGAGAGAACGAGCGAACCACCAGCCACAGCGUACCCGUGUGCGGGGAAAAAACUUUUUGUUCCCACUGACGGCUCAUAUGAGUGCAAAGCUCUUUUUCUUGCAUAUGAGAGGUCAGAUGUACGAGAUCCAAAAAUCUGUCGAGAAGUGAACUAAGUGCGAAAAGAUCCCGCCUUGGCCCGCCCUCGCUCUGUUCCGCGAACAUGCUAUGGCCUACUCUCAAACCCUAACGGGGAGAGAGAACCACGACAGGGGUGGACUAUGAAACCCUCUUACUGGCCGACGCAUCCUAACCCACCGCGCCAGGAAUGAAAGAGACGAUCUACAAACUAAAUUUGCGGAUCCUGUGCUCUGUUUUUUCUCGUUCAGCGAUCUGAGCUCAUUGUGAUCUAAGCGCUAGACAAAAAUACGCCACUAAGGCCCACAAUACGGCGCGCCGAAACUCGAAGUAAGCCUGAAUGCUGACGGCUACAAGUGGCAUUAUGCGAAUAACUGACUAAGCCAACAAAACACGCAUAGGCUACCACUCCACCACUUGAGACAACGAUAGCGCUUACUUUCACCAAAACCCAGGGAAAACACAAGAGGAAACUCUUAAAAAAUCUACUUCACUCUCAAAAACCAAAGCUACAAAAUGGAGGCGCAGCAACGUCCUACCAUUGCCUUCGGGCAAAACCAGGCCACGUUGGGGCUGGUGCGGGACUUGACUGAGCCAGAAUUGGCCGCGGUCUAUGUCCUCAACAAGAGCAUGGCGCUCAUCUUGGACCCUCGCCCGCAACUGAAGGAGGACGUGGAUGGAGUCAUGGCCACCCUCACCACCAUGCGGGUUGGUCAAAAUGACGCUCCGCUGCCGGCCGAAGGCCAAGGUUGGGCCAAGGCUUAUUUGGCCUAUGUUUCGAUCGUGGAAAAAUAUCAAAAGGAGAAUAUUUCUGACGCGGCCUUUUUUACCAAACAGCGGAUCUCUGAUUGCUUCAACGCGCUGCCGCAAAUUGUGUCGCAUCCAAAUUACACGGAACUCACAAAAGCAUCGGGAGGACGCCGCGGCAUUGAGGCAGUCCGUGAACACUGUGAUGUGGAUACUCCAGCCUGUUUACAGGGUGCAGGAAUCCACAGCGACUACACCUUUCUUCACGGUCACUUCGCCGACAACAAUCUGGAACUACCGGACGGCUUCGGCCAACCUCAAGGCCCACCAGCGCCACCUGCUCAACCUCAACCACCUGCCCAACCGCCUGCUGACGUGGCUGCUAUGGUGGCAGCUCAGGUCACCGCAGCUCUGGCAACCAUGAAGGAGAAGCUCGGCCAGGAGUACGAGGAGAAGCUCAAGGAGGUCGUCGCCAAGCUCAAAGAAGAGGAGCAGACCACCCCGAACUUUAGCGUCGCUAAACCGGACGAACGCGGCAUCUACCCAGAUGCGGCGGCGACUGGCUACCGUAACAAGAGAGAAGCCUCGGACGUUCCGGGCUUCAAGGACCCUGACGAGCCGGGCCCCAUCGCGGUCAACGCGCUCCGGUCUCUUCGUCUCCCGCAUGGUGAUGAACAAGAUCAGGGCAUCUCCUUCCAGAUCACAUGGCACUCUCUACCGAGUGCUAUCACUAGUUUUGUCCCGCCUGCCAACGGACUUACCUCCCUUAUGGGUAAGCGCCAACGGCGGGCGGACAACCGUAAGAGCCAGCGAACGCCCCCCGCGGAUCGUCACGCGUCACGCCUCUAGCGUGACGCGUAUGAACCUCGGGGGGAUUGGGUGUUUCUUCGCCAUGCGUGCUCUAGCGUGACGCAUAGGAAUCUCGGGGGGAUUGGGUGCUUUUUGACGAUGUGCGCUCUAGCGUGACGCGUGGGAAUCUCAUCGGGGUCGGAUGUCUUUCCCGCGUGCGUUCUUUAGUGUGACGCAUGGGAAUCCAAUGCAGACCAGGCGCCCCUUUGCCAGUGUGUAAGCGUGACGCUGGCCGAGGUUCUCCCUUGUUGAGGGUCCUCAUGAUCGGAAAGACUUCGGCUGAGUGUCCUCUAUUCAGAUUGAGGGCUCUCCUUUGAAGGUCCUCAUGAUCGGAAGGGCCUCAUCUGCGAGCCCUCUCAGAGCAGAGCGAGGGCUCUCCCUUGAGGGUCCUCAUGAUCGGAAAGGCUUCAGCUGAGUGUCCUCUAUUCAGUUUCAGACUGAGGGCUCUCCCUUGAAGGUCCUCAUGAUCGGAAGGACUUCAUCUGCGAGCCCUUUCAGAGUGAGGGCUCUCCCUUGAGGGUCCUCAUGAUCGGAAAGACUUCCGCUGAGUGUCCUCGAUUCAGGUUGAGGGCUCUCCCUUGAAGGUCCUCACGAUCGGAAGAGCUUCAUCGGCGAGCCCUCUCAGAGGGAGGGCGCUCCCUUGAAGGUCCUCUCUCAUGCUCGGAAGAGCUUCAUCUGAGGGCCCUCUCAGAGUGAGGGUUCUCCCUUGAAGGUCCUCGCUCAUGAUCGGAGGAGCUUCAUCGGGGGGCCCUCUCAGAUUCGAUUGCUUGGGGGUCAUCUGAGUGUCUUCUAUUCAGAGUGCGGGUUGCUUCUCCCUUGAAGGUCCUCUCUCAUGAUCGGAAGUGCUUCAUUUGAGGACCCUUUCAGAUUCAGAGUGAGGGGUCUCCCUUGAGGGUCCUCAUGAUCGGAAAGACUGCAGCUGGGUGCUCUCUAUUCAGAUUGAGGGCUCUCGCUUGAAGGUCCUCAUGAUCGGAAGGGCUUCAGCUGAGUGCCCUCUAUUCAGCUUGGGGGCUCUCCCUUGAAGGUCCUCACGAUCGGAAGGACUUCAGCUGAGUGUCCUCUAUUCAGAUUGAGGGCCCUCCCUUGAAGGUCCUCAUGAUCGGAAGGACUUCAUCGGCGAGCCCUCUGCUCUCAGCGUGAGGGUUCUCCCUUGAGGGUCCUCUCUCAUGAUCGGAAAGACUUCAGCUGAGGGUCCGAAGGUCCUCAUGAUCUGAAGGUGGGGCCUUCAUCUGCAGGCCCAUUCUUGAGCGUCACGCGAAGAGCGUGGCGCCUUGUCUCUAGUAAGUCUGUAGGGUACACGCAACAAAAGCGUCACGCUUUUCGCGUGACGCGUCACGCUUUUCGCGUGACGCUCGAACCAAGAUGGGGCAGGCUCUCAGUAGUAUACCAGAGGGGGGAAGGCGUGACGUCUUAUGUAGGACCGCGGGGGGCGUUCGCUGACCCUUACGGCGGACAACCCGGGCCAGGAUGAGGCAACCGCUCGAGCAAAGGCAUUCCAGCCGACGCCACACAACAAGACCUCUAGCCCGGGCCCAGAUGAUGGCCCGAACUUAGCCGUGCAACCUAUGGCGCAUGUGAACUCAGCAUCGGCCUGAUGGGCGGUUAGAGAUAGCCUGCGCACGAUAUACCACAUCACCGAUGAACCACAUACCUCAUAACACACCACACAAAAACACACAGGGACGGAAAAGGUGGCGCUACCCUUCAUCUUACGGGCCUCGACCUCAGCAACCAACUCGCCUUCACCUGGAUGGCCACACCAGGAGACGUCGCCUCGUACAAGGGAGCUGUCCUCGAUACCCAGAGCCAAGGCGGACUACUUUCGGCCGUGGUCUACCCGAACUGCCAAGCUAACUUGCAGGCUUACCGCCGCCUCGUCCCGACCGUCCACCUCGCGCCUACCACGCUACUGCACUGGGUCGCAACACAUACGCCCACGCAGAAGGCCAGCGCCAAAGCGCUGGCGGCCUGGUUAAUCUUGCAAGGCAUCGGAUCCGAGCGGUCGCUUCUCACAAAAUUUCUCACCACAGAGGAACUUGAGACGUCGCCCAAAACCUUUAUUCUGUUUAAGAAUAUUGGAGGACCGUUGUGCCAAGACCUCGCGUCCACCGCACAACGCCUGCUUUCGCUUGGUUCGGCUAAGGUGCAACUAUAUACCCCUAGCGAACUCCUAUAGUAUACCUACGCGAUACAAUCAACCAGGAAUUGCGCCAUAUGUCGUCUCUUACGAAUACCACCAUACUCACACUCCGCAUACCUUACCUACAUGCAUGCGCAAACCCACCCUCUCCACCAACCAACCAAUCGCCCACAGGUCCGCCCAACUAUUCCUCGCGUUUUCUGGAAUGGAUGGGGCAUCAGCUACUUGCACGCCCUCGAACGCCGAAGUCAAGAGGACUUGCGAGGUGCCUUGCUGGGAGCAACGUGGGGAGAAAAUGAAAAAUUGACUACAGAUGCACAAUUUGCCAUGGAGACGACAAUGAGCAUGGCACAAAAAUUCGUGCUGUAUAUAGGGGAGGCCACUAAUAUAGACGAAAGUAUUAAAUUGGUCUCCCCUUUUCAUUUUUCGUUGUCUGGAGUCGCGAAAUGCGCGCUCGUGUUGCAUUUCAUACCAAUGAUGCUGUAUGCGCACGCGCGUGAUGAACUUCGCAAGAACAGCAUGUCCUCCAUGCAGUUCUUAACACGACAUCAACAAGAACUACAGCAAUCUUCUGAAGUUAGUUCGCUCUGCGCAGUGGGGAAAGGACAAACAAAACAACGCCACAGCAUCUCCCUCUCCCGCUGCUGCUGAAAAGCGAGCUAAUGAAGAGGAUGAAGACCAAAGUCCACCACGUGCUGCUGGAGCUAAGCGCCGCAGGAAGAAUAUGAAGAAGAACAACACGACCACCACCUCUACCACUACCAAGAAGGACGAGACCAAUACCGGAGAAUGCCAAUCCUGGUGGAACUGGCAGGCGCCGCCGGCUAAGGGUACAGGCAAAAAAGGCCAGCCCCCUGCUGCUGCGGCACCAACCGCUGCUCCCAACAAGGCCGACGCCUGCCAUUGGGUGUGGGCACCGGAGAAACAGUGCUACAAGUCCUGGGAUUCCAAGAACAAUGUCUGGCGGCAUGAUACCAACUGGAAACAGACGGCUGCACUCAAGAACUCCAAACUACGGCUAAAGCUACUCACUCCGCAUAACUAUUAAUUUGUGGCCUCUGUUGAACCAUCCACCUGUCAAAUACCUCUGUCACCUCUAAUCACCGAAUGGGCCGCCGACUUACCGCGCGUUCGCAAGACCAAUGAAACACCUCACCAAGAUCAACUACCAGCUCCUUCUUCAAACACUGACGCACCGGCCAACCCACCGGGUCAGCCUACGGCUGCAAAGUGUAAGCAACUGAGUGCUGAGCUAAUCCACCGUGGCACUUUACCGGUGUGGCGCUCCUGGACGGAGCUGGUGGCGGACGGAUGGACCCCCGUGGCCACGACGAACAAGUCUGAUCCUAAAACAGGUCGCGCAUGGGCAAAAACAAUUAAUGCCGCUCCUUGUGGGCUGCCGGUGUCUAAAGACGGGAUCCUUGGGCCCCCAGUGGUUCAAUCCGCGCCCAAACACGACAAAUACCAGCUGGCUAAGGACGCCUGUGCCUGUUGCCACAUCUUCCACAAAUGCGCUUUCGAUGAGAAUAAUCUUACCUGCCCUUUGAUCCACCAGUGGCCAGCAGAGGACGCAAGUGCGAUUGUUAAACGCAAGCGGAGUGAGGCUGUUGUAGCCCAGUCUAAAUAAGAAAGAAGAGGCGUGGAUGCCGAGAGUCCGUAACUGAGACUCUCGAUCAUGAAGCAGAGGCGUUGAGGCAACGUCUCUCCGGUGAACUUGUUGAAGCCGCUAUGACGUCAUGAACCUCACCACUUUGUAGUUGAGACGAAGUAAGAAAAGACCAACCUUGCGAAGCUUGAGCUAAGACUACCGCUGUCAGGCUGUGUUCUUUCUGCCGCAAUGGAAAACCCAGACUGAUGCCUGCACUAAAAAACCUGUGCAACAUGUGGUGGAGUGAUCAGAUGCAUCUAUUGGCAACAAGUCGACCAUUCGUCAUCCGUGCGCCUAAGUCUGCGACUGUCGGCACCGCUCACCAAUGCAAUACAAUGAAACAAUUACUAUGGGAUGAAUGUGGCCGAUCUCGAAGUGCCUCCCUAAUAGAGGAACGCCUUGCCUUGCCGUAUGCAACAAAGCUGCUGGCUACUGGCUUGAUUAUGUUAACUACUUAACCAUACACAACCACUACCAACUUAAGCUAAGCCCUUGGAUAAAGCGAUACCAUAACGCCACUCACUACCUUUACCAACCAAACCACCGCCAGGGAAACAGCGCUAACGUGUCCGCGCAUACGUGUUAAAGACAAAUACUCACAUUAAAGAAUGAGCACCAACGCACCGGGAAAGGGUCAGAAGGUGGCCAUCCCGCCGACCCGUAAAGGCCAAAAAUCGGCCUUCCAUGAGAAACUGGUGGCUGAGGCAAAGCGCCGCUCUAAAGGCAUUGGUGAGAAACCAGCCCAAGACGCUACGGGAAAGGGCCCCCAGGACCCCGCGGCCGCCAUGGCGCCGCACGGUAAGGCGCGCCCCAACCAGGCUGCCUCGAGCAGCGCCUCGACUGGUGCUGGUCCGUACAACAACGACGAGCAAGCCUUCCUCCCGCCGUCCACUCAGGAUGAAGACUACACCACGCCAGCAACUUCCUUCCGGAGUAAUGAGCUGGGCGAAGCCUACGACCUUGGGGCUCCGAGCACGCAAGUGUUGGCUGAGGGCGAACUACCCGCCUCUACACAAAGUGGCCAGGAACUAAAAUACGGCGCUGGUGGCAUGGAUUACCUUCCGGCCAUUAUCAAGAAGCCGCGCCAGACCUACGCCGACCAUCAGCCAGCCCAUCAAGAAACUCAAGUGGACUGACCCGGCGGCAAACCAGUCGGCUAAACUCUGCAAGGACUUGCUCCACAAAUGUGGAAAGCAGAUGGCCCACUUCCUCCGCCACAGCCCAGAGCUGGCGCAUCGGCAAGAGGUCGAGGGCUGGGAGCGCGAGUGGAUUGACUUGGGUGACCUUCAGGAAACCCUCUACCAUGGCAAACAUGGCGCUUGGUACCCGCUCGAAUACAUUGAGGCGGCUGCAGAAGUCCCCAACAGACAUGGUGGACUCCGCUUUGAAAUUGCCUACCACGAACCGGCUCACUACAUCCGCGCCACAUCGGGGCAAUCCGUGAUCAAAUGCACCGGAAGCAAGCGCCUCACUACCAAAGCCGAAGCACAAGAAUGCGCCGACUUCCACGGGUGCCAACACUUUCAGCCUUAUUCUGCUGUAUUCGCCGAUCUGUUAUCUUCUCCUGCCUUGAGCUACAAAGUCUCAACCUACCUACCUUGCCACCAUUCAACCACCAGCAGCAAACUCUAUCCACCAAAACCACCUUACCCAGCAUACAGAUACAUCUGGCGCCAGACCUCCGCAGACGCCUUGGCAAACAUUGGCCGAGUCGGCUAUUUGUUGCUGAUGAGCCGCCAGCAUGUCCAUUGGGGGGACCAUCCAAAUCGUACCAAAUCGAUGGGUGGCGACCGUGUAUGGAUUUCGGUCCACACUCAUGACGUCAUCGAUGAGGGAGUCGCUCUGUAUGUGACUAAGACGAAACAUCAGUUAGCCACAGACCCAGUGCCGCUCUAUCUGUGUAGCGUCUACACCUUGGAACAACUCCCACAGAACUCAUGAGUAGUCAGGUUAUAACCUGGCUGAGAAUAGGCGGGAUGCCACUUACCGGGCCAGCUUUUAGGCUAUGUGCACCAAUGUGAGCAUUUGAGAAACAUGCUCUACCCCGGCUGCCUUAUCUCCACAUCUGACUGUAGUCAGUGUUCGCCAGCUGCUGCAUACCAGGAAAUUAUGACGAGAGAAGGUCAUCCGCCGAGAGAAAUUGGGGCACUCUACAAGCAACGAAGUACACUCCUCCCUAGAUAAUACCAUGAAAACAAUAUACAAAACCAAGAAAAAGUAGCACUUGCGCAUUGGAAUAAAGCGCGAAAUAUUCGCGGGAAAAAUAAAAAUGACAUCACGUUUCUUCGCGCCGUUACAUGGCGCCUGGCUCGCGCCGGCUAUGGCCUCUUCCAAGGCCUCCGGCUCCCAGCUGCGAGAGCAAGCCUCGCAGCCCACACCACUGGGAGACCCGACGUGGAAACCACCACCGUCGGAGACCACACCACUCUCGCUACCCACACCAUCACCGUCACUCAAACUAGAUAAGGCCACUAUCCCAAAACGGGAAUACCGCCACACCCUCACGCGCUACCGCAGCAACGAGAGCAUCGCGCUGCAGUUGCAAGCGCAUGCCGAGGGCACCCUCAUCAACUGCAAGCACAGCUUUCACGUCUUCCGGGACUACUGGGCGAACCAGCUCCCGCAAGUCCACCCUCCAUACUCAAUCGAGCACCUACGUAUCUUCUGCCUCUGGAUCUCGGCCACCAGUGAUAGCUCCGAGCUGGCAAACGCCUACUUUGCCGCGGUAUCUCACAGCCUCCUCAUGUCAGAGCUGGACCCACGCACCAACCAACCGCGCAACUGGCUCCAGCCGCACCCUUGCGCCAUUAAGGCACUCAACAUCGCCAAGGAUGACAUCCGGCGGACGUGUGCGGCACAAGAGCCCCUCAAGGCGCCACCUAUCCACGUGGAUGCGUGCCGACGCCUCCAGCCUGCAGAUCGCGCACUUGUGCGCCUGUGGAUCCUCCUGGGCAUCCGGUGGAGCAGCUUUGCCGAGCUCCGCCCGCACCACCUCACCUACCACGCCGACCGCAUCCUCGUAACAGUUAUUCGAGAUAAGAUCGCGAAUAAGGCGGGGCGCGUGGUUACCAUCCGCUGCAACUGUACCUCACCACAACACAAGGACCUCUGCCCCAUCUGCGACAAAACCACACCACAACCAUCCCUGCCAGCAGAUGGAAAAUCAAUGAUGGAUAUCAUGAAACAACUGGGGGCAAAGUUCCACUCGCCUCGCCGAACUAGUGCCCUCAUGGCCGCAAAAGCGCUGACCUCCGGCAAACACUUCGGCUUUGGGACCUACAUGAAGGCAAGAGGCUGGAGCACCCUCGCGGCCGUCCUAUGCUACAUGAAGGACCACGCGGACCACGCGGAUGCAGCCCUAUUCCCCGUGGCCGGGGCACUCGACUACACCGCCGACGAUAGCAAGCGCAUCACUCUACCUGCUACAACUAAAGACAGAGAUGAGAUCCAGGAGGCAAUGCGCAAUGAAACGCGCACCCGCGAACUGGACGAGAUCGAAUCUCUCUUGUCAACUAAGCACGACGCCACCGCCUACUUCAAGUCGAGGAGCAAACUCCUCGCGGAAGGUACUACCCAAAUGAACGGACAGGAUGUCCGCACAAUCAAGGUCACGCCGAAAGCUGCAUACUGCAAAUCGGCGAUGAAAAAAGUCACCAAGAAGAAGACCACCUCCGCCACUACUAAAGACCAGGCACGGAAACAAUCGCAGGCCGCUCCACUUCGCAAGAAAGUGAAGUCGAAAUAAGACGCUUGGCGAAAGCCGCGCCUGGACAGUUGGCAAGUAAGUGACUGCUUCCUUAACCCAUGGUCUCGCCGUGAGCAUGCCCAUAGGCAGGCAGCUUAGAUGGGAACAAUGAUUAUUGAAGCGUCAGCGUGUUGCACACCAAAGAACUAGCGGCUUCUGCUGCCUUUGGCGACAGUGAUCCAAAAGCGGGAUCCUGGCACUCGUGUUCACCCACGCCCUCCUAGAGGCUUUCACUGCUGGAAGCAGGAAGCGAGCCAAAUGAUCGGUAGCAGUGAGUUCUAAUGUAGUGUAGCACUUGUCUGGCCGGAGGCCGCGAAGUGUGAAAUGAAUGCAAAUGCGAACUCCUGCCGAUCUGCUCGGGUUCUCUCUAGUCGGUGUUUAUACUAUCGGAGAUCAUAGGUGACUAAAUAAGAACUGCACGCUCCGGAGAUCUCAGAUAGUUUUCUGGAUAACGAAAAUGAAAAAACCCACCCACCCACACCAGGAAACGAAAGAUAGUCCAAGACGACGUCGAAAAAGCUAAAACUUGCAUUGAUUAAAACGGCCGACCAGUUAACUGAGGCGGUCUGGUCACCACCUGUCGACCUACGCCUCUACCAACAAUACGCUAAAGCUAUAUUUGACCAAAAACGUGAUCGAGAUGACAACGCACAAGAAUGGACCAACACGGUGGCACAAGCCACCCGCUACCUCCUCGAGCUCCAGCAGGACGCUGCGGAGACCAGCAAGGCACGCACCAAAAAAGAGAGCCCGGCGCACCUGCAGGGCCUCCUCCUGUCGGAGCCACCGCGCAAUGUGGACGCCGUUGAAACAUUGGCCACCCUAAUCGACCACCCUGACACCACCUUCACCACGCGAGUCAUCAAAGGGCUUAACGCUAUCGCCAAUGGUGAUACCGCGGGAGUCUGGAAAGCCAAUCGCACCCCUUUUAUCCGGGAAUCAGAAGUGGCCGACUUCUACAAGAAGGCCAUCCGUCUCCGCGCCACACCGCCAGAGUUCGACGAUGACCUUCUCCAGGCAAUCAUCGACAUCAUAGAGCAGGAUGCUCAAAAGGGACGGCGUAAGGAGAUCACCCGCGACCUGCUCCAGUGCCACCCUGCCACUGCUUUCCCUAAGGAUGAAUCCACCGAGGAACGCCGCAAAAUCCGGCUUCUCAUCGACAACCGCGCCAAGAAUAACUACUGCCGCACACAAGAGAAACUAGAACUACACGGCACCCGGAAGAUUCAAGAUCUCAUCGGCAUCUACAUGACGCCAACCGGGAAGGAGCAUGCUUGCAUCUCCUCACCACUUGGCCAGACGCGCAAGGAAACCCAUGCACAUACGCAACAAGAACUGGCAACGGCGGCGGCAACGGCCACCCUGCCAGAACCACAAGAAUCCCUCACGGCCCUCGCGGGCCGCCUGUCUGCUACCCUCACCUCCCUCAACCAGGAUGCGGCACAUCCGCAGACACCACCGCCAGCGAUGGCUUCCGAUGAUAUAUCCGAGGCCUACUACCUCUUUGGCAUCGACGACCCCAAAAGUUGCCCCAUAACGGGGCAUGACCCAAGGCAGCGGGCGUGCCGGUUCUGGGUCAGCUACACGCUCAAUAUGGGCGCCGAACCCUCCGUCCCGGCAUUUUGCCGACUCUCGGAGUUACUAAUGGCCAUCUGCAUCUACUUCAGAGUCCCAAUGUUGGCCUACAUCGACGACCAGAACUACUUUGCCGCAACAACGCAGCAAAUCUUUGUUGCGAAGACUUUCAUCCACCAGCUGGCAGCAUGCCUCGGCCUGUCGCUUUCCAAAAAACCGGCUGCGGGCCAGUCUUCAGCCAAAGCAGACACCCUGAAGGCCUUGGGCCUCAUCUACCACUACACUAGGUCAGUUGAUGCCACCCUUCUCACGCUUAUGCUGCCAACCAACUUCUACAUCAAGCUUACGAAAGCGUUCGACACCACCCUCACGCAAAUCAAAAGUAAGUCACUCGUCCUCAAAGACCUACAGAAGCUGGCCGGACUGGCGACCUUCGGCGCGCAACAUACCCGAUCGAAGAUCGGCACCGAGCUGCUCCGCCCGCUAUACAAAUGGCUGGGCGAGUCACUCUUUCACACCCUCAAGAAAUGCAAGAAGCGCCGCAGCAUGCUCCGCAUCCACGUUGUGGCGCUGCAGCACCUCUUGCCGACCCUGCCGCGAAUCAUCCACGGCAAGACAGCCGCACGAAUUGCGCAGUCCUACCUCGCCACGGAUGCGUCAUCCGAUGGUGGACCCGAUGGGCAACCCGUACUAGGUGCCUAUCACAUUAACGCACAGGGAAAGCGCCAAGCAUUCGCUGUACUAAUCGACCGCCAGCACAUCGAGAACGUCAUCGGUAACACUAUCCGCAUCGAAGUCCUCGAAGCAAUGGCUACCUACCUCGCCCUCACCACCUGGGCAACCGCGAGCGACCUCGUGCGCAUCUCCCUCGACAACGUCACCCAACAAGCGCGCGCGUGAAGAUGACUGCAAAAUCAUCACACUUGCUCAACAUCGUCACCAAAUCCACCCUGCGCGCCGCCUCAGCCGAGCAGCGCACCUUCUACCGCUAUGUCAGCACCCACUUCAACAUAGCGGACAUCUUCUCGAGAGAAGAUUGCGCCUCCUUCCGCCACUUACUGGCUGAAGUCAUCGAAGUACGACAACCAAGCUGGACAGUUGUACUUAAAACCCUCAACCAGAACGCACUGCUACCGGAGGUUACGGACUCCGGUCCCGAUACCCGAAAUGACACACAGCCUACCCCUCUUCCAGCGCCGCCGUGUGAUAAUCAACCCACAAAAAAGCAACGCAAGUAAGUGACUGCUUCCUUAACCCAUGGUCUCACCGUGAGCAUGCCCGUAGGCAGGUAGCUUAGAUGGGAACAGUGAUUAUUGAAGCGUCAGCGUGUUGCACACCAAAGAACUAGCGGCUUCUGCUGCCUUUGGCGACAGUGAUCCAAAAAAGGGAUCCUGACACUCGUGCUCACCCGCGCCCUCCUAGAGGCUUUCACUGCUGGAAGCAGGAAGCGAGCCACGUGAUCGGUAGCAGUGAGUUCUAAUGUAGUGUAACACUUUAUCGACCACCGGGCGCGACACUUGUGCACCUGUGCCGCCGUAACUAACCACUUCGCCCCAGCUGGCGCCUCCUAACUGCAGAAGACGACGGCGGCAGUGGUUCUGCGCGUGCUUCUGCUGCUUCGCGGCAUACUUUGGCCAGGCGGGGCCUCGUCGUUGCGCGGCUUCUUUCUCGAAGUCGAAGCAGGAGCGCUCGGGCCAUCUGAGCCGCACCCUCCUGGCAAUCCCACCCUUGGCUGCGUUUCGCCAUAUUUAUUAGGUGGCUCAUUCGUGGACUUUUCUGCGCGGGCAUGUGUCGCAGGUACACUCGCGCGGGCCCUCGUAUCAGAUGACCCCGCACAGCGCCAGCUUUGCUCCCACCUUCAUGGAGGCGACCCCUCGAACCGCGUCGGCCAGUUUGGACUCGGCUGCGCCAUGCAAGCCAAGCCACCAGCGGGCGCGUCGCAUAAUGGGGACCACACUCAUGCCAGUUUUACCUCCUCCAGUUAGAUGCGUGCUGCCUUCGUGUACUUAGAUGCGACUACUAGUCUGUAUAUGAAUAGGCUAGCGGAGGCGCUAGGUAGAGCAAUUGCAGCCACUUCUGCCGCUUAGUAUUCUAGGCAGUGCACUUCUCUUCUGUAGUUAUGAAAGGUUUCGCAUCGUGAGGAAAAGCGUUAUCAUUAUCGUUUUUUUGAAUUUUUGAGAAAAGCACGACGGGGAGCACUGCGAUCCUGGGGCUUUCCACCUUGCGAUGGGCAAGCCGGCCCUCCCUCCACGAGGUGCCGCAGCAGACGGCGCGCUCCUCCUCCCAUUGACGCGGCCCUUCAGUCAUGGCUGGGCAUGAUGGUACCGCUAAGCUCAGAGGCCGCGGCCUCCGCUUACGCACGCCCAUGGGGCAGUAGCGUGACCUGGCCCUGCAAACUUAUCCGCAAAAGUAGCCCACCGUGGGCACCAAGCUCGGCGCACUCGGAAAGCAACCCCGAUGGCAAUCGUUGGGGUGAUACAUGGGGGCAAGCAAUAUGAAACGCCAAGCCGAUCGAGGGGAAGCCGCGACGCCACUUCGCUCAAUAUUCAAGGAGGCGAGGAGCCGAUCGAGAGCCGCAGACGCGCGAGCGGCUGAAGAGGUCAGUUGGAGGGGGUGUUCGAGGGGGGUCCUUGUUUUCAGGGGCCCCAUUUGAUAAGACUUUCGGCGCCUGACAGAUAGGCGAUAACGCUUCUGGCGCCCGACACUCUUCGCCGAAGCCCAAAAACACGCGCUAAAUUUUCAGAACCUCGAGGGGCAAGCGGAUGACAGGUGGGCGCCUUUUCUGCUUGCUCGUUAUCGUUUUUUUGGCGAGUGUUUGGAGGGGUCGGUGGAGGGGGGCGGCGGACCACCUCCGGCCCGGCUAGAGGACCAGAGCGGCCACAGCAGGAAGGGGGCGCCGAGUCGCUAGAGGUCGGAGAAGGUGGAGCGCCAGAGGUGGCGGAGCGGCCGCAAGCAGCAGGGCUGCGGGCCAUCCCCUGACACUCGGGCCCCAGAUUCGCGAGGGGUCAGGGAAACAGGCUACACGCGUGCGCGUCUGCCAUUGCUGGAAGCGCCUCCCGGAGAGCGCAGCACCACCCAGCAGCCAGAGCAGGACAGCAGCGCGCGCGGCGCCGCUGGUUUGUUGUCUGGGUCAUGGGGAGCGCAGCCCACCCACAGACGUGGCAAGAGGAAGCGGCGAAUUCUGGCGCCCCUCCAUUCUUAUGUCCACGCGCACAGCGUCCCACCAAUGCCCGGAAUUUGCUACCCCAAACAAUCUGAAAAAAUCAAAAAAACGAUAAUGAUAACGCUUUUUCCUGCGAUAUUUCGCUAGGGGAUGAACUGCGAGAAGGAGGCAGAAGGAGUCUUAGGUGAUGAAGUAACUACCACUCGCCCUCGUUUGUGUAGGUGUGUUAUGUUAAAUAAGCGAGGCGAUGGCAAUCGCCGAAGUGCGUUAUAAGCAAGAGCCUCAGUUGGGGGCCAUUUUAUUCGCUACAACAGGACAGCAGCAGCGUCGUCGCAUGAUGAGCAAGGCCACGACAGAGCGACCACCGUCUUCGUCUUCGUCUUCAUCUGGUAGCUUUGGUUCUAGUGCUGCCGCUGCCUUAAUUGGAAACGGGUCGUCGUCGUGGUUAUCUGCUUACCCAGCCGGGCUAUCGCAAGGUGAUUCGUGUGGGAGCACUGGAUGAAGCUACGCCGAUGCGCUUGCAAGUGAUGACAUGAGGGCGAAGGUGACGAAGGUGAAGAUGUAGACGGAGGCGAUGGAAAUGAAGUAGGACCAAACGACGAAGGUGAAUGCUCCGCGUUCGAAUCCGACAACAAGAUCGAGGAGGCUGGUUCUCAUAGUCUUGCGAAGGCAACCAUGGAGAUCGAUCACGACGAAGAGGGGCAAGCGUCUGGUAUGGGAACGCUGGCUGGUGGCUUCUUUCCAGAAGGGGGCGGGCUUUCUUCUGUAUCAUGAUUAUAGUUGAUGCUUCUAUUCUUGACGAUGUUGGUGCUUGGUUGGUCACGGGCAGAAGUGGCACGCUAUACAAGUGGAGCCACUCACUACAGCUACAGCCCCUCUUCUAUGGAUGCCGAUGCGCAGUCGGGGUCUGUAGUUGUAAGUCCAGCCUGUCACCCUUUAGCUGAAGCCUUAGCGACUUUCUUGCAAGACGAGGAGAUCAUGGCAAUUCUUUGCACUGUCGAAAGCAAGUCCGGCACGCGCUACGACGCACGAAGCAAGGGCGUCAGCGUGUACAUGGAUGAAGACAAAGGGAGCAAGGCAACCACCCAAACGCGCUAGCAAUGUGCUCUGGGUCAUGGCGCUGCGGAUUUACGCAGGUCGUGCAGAGUUUUCGGCGUAUGCUUAUGACCAGGCGAAAGAUGGGGCCACCUUUGCUGCAGCUUGGAAGGCGGCUCGCCGUGACAUCCUCGCCAUUGCUGAGGGGGUGUGCGUGACAAACCCACAAAAGGCGGACUUGAAGAAAGUGACACCACUCACCUACAAGGAGUAGCAAAUGGUGGAGAGCUACUGGAGAAGAUUCGGCAUGACUUGGGCUCAUUUGCGGCGGUACUAAACGGCGACAGCUCUGCGUCUUUCUAUUCGUGUCUGUGCUUGGAUAGAUUCGGCGUCUUGCUUCUGGUUUUGCCUAAGAUGUGCGCUAGGGUACUUCCCAGGAAAUUUCUCCUUUUCGGCUCUCGGAUUUCUCUCAGAUUUCUCUUUGAUUUCUCAGGCUUUUCGUUUCUCCUUUACUUAGAGUUCAUAAAAGUGAAAAAAAAGAGAAAUUUUAGAGAAAUUUUAGAGAAAUUCUAGAGAAAUUUUAGGGAAAUUUUAGGGAAGAUCUCGAGAAAUUUUAGGGAAGGCUUAGAGAAAUUUUAGAGAAGUUAGCUCCAGAGCUGUGGGAGAAGUCAGAGCGCCUAUCCGUCCUCGUGGUGAGUCUUGGCCGUCAGAUAUUACGGCACCGCUUGCAAGGGUUUAGGUCGGCACGCGUCUACUAAUUUAUUUUUGCUACAGCGUGCUCGCUUUUGCGGACUCUCAUAAACAUCGAACGCACAUGCUCAGGCUUUCGCCUUAUUUGCUAUCGUUCUCCAUAAGUGUCCGCAUUGCUUCGCUACUUGUUCAGGGCGUUUAGUUCUCGUGGCUAUUAUAGAAGUGCUUCAACGGCGUUCGAAGACAGGCGGGCCGUCGUGGUCGCUAAUGCUGGCCGUACAGAGGGGAGCUGCUUGCGAAGUUCAUCGAGAAGGCGUGACCCAUGUCAUUGAGUGCGGUCGCCGUCUUACGAUAUAACGAAGACCGAAGAAUGUGCGAAGCAGAUGGCUCCAGCAAAUGACCACGGGAAGCAGGUCGCGGAGUGAUGUGCCCCCGCCGAAACUGGAGUGGCGCCUCUCUAAUUAUCACGCUAAGCCCUUGGCGCCGUGUCUGAUGUAGUGAGGAUCUUCAGGUCUAGAACUAGGCGCGGCGCGGAUGGUCCUUCAGGAAGGAGCGCAAGCACAGAAACAAACAAAAACCAAGUAGGCUGCGCUAUCGACUGCGCUUUCGGUCGUGUGGCGUGGCGACAGCCUACCGGCAACUUCUUGCGUUGGGCUUCAGUUUUUUUUCGCUGGGCAAUAUCAAAGAAGAUACGGGCGAGGGCGAGCACGGAGCGCACCGCGCUAAGACGAGAAAGGCCGUCGCGCUUCCAGUCGGCUCGAGGAUGUGGAUGGUCGAGCCAGAAGAACAGCCAACGAGUGAAAAGCGACAAGACACACGCCACGGCCUUGGCCCGUCAUUUUCUUGCUGUCAGUCUGUGCAGCUCGCUCCGGGUCUGUCUUGGAGCGUGUUCGCGUUUUUUUAUGUGGAGAGCAAACCCCGGAGAGAGACACGGCAAAGAACUGCCUCCACCCUCGAGAGAAGCAGCGCUGCAAAGUGCUCGAGAGAGACAGGAAGGACCACGGCGGUCGCCUAUUUCUGUGCGAGUGUAUUUCUGUACUCAGCGAGAGAGACGCCGCUUCGGCUGGUAAGUUUCUGGCGCCUGCAUUGAUUUGCUCUCGAGGUGCCCACUCGUCUCGCUUCAUGUGGUUGAGCAGCUGACAAAUGGAAUGACUGGAGGGGCGCGGCUCCAGUAACGCGCUGAGGCGGUCGGCCGCUGUGUUCUUGACUACUGCAAGAGAGCCCAGCCGGCGAGGCCUCAAGGAGUGGCUUGGUGAUCGGAUGGGCAAAAAGUGUGAAAAGCCAAAACGAGAGCGGCGGAGCGUUGUCGAGUUGUGUGAGAUGAGUGUGUGCGCGUGCUACAGGGUAGGGGGGUGGCAACGAGUGGGCCUCGGUGGUUGUCGUUCUUGUGGCCUUUCAGUGUUUGCUUGGGGUGUUUCUGUCGGAUGUUGCCGCCCGUUUGAUGGUGUUGCCGGUCGCUGGUUUGCUGCUGCUGUUGGUGUUGGUGUGCGUGAUUGUGGACGCCUGUGACCGGUGUGCAGAAAACUGGCGAAAUCAGCUAGAAAGUGCGAAAAGCCAAAGAAAUCGGCCGAGUUUUGUCAGGUUGUUGCUGUUUGUGUGUGUGUGUGUCUACAUGGCAGGGCGCUCCUGGUGGUGUGUGGUCUUCGGUUGUCGUUCUUCUGGUCUUCGUUGUGUGUGGGGUCGUGUUCUUGUCGGGUGUGGCCGCUCGUUCGACGGCGCUGCCGCUGGUUUGUUGUUGUUCGUUGGUGUGUGUGGUUGCUGGGUUUUGUCUCUGAUCAGCCGGCAGAAGCAGCGGCAAAGGGUGCACAGAAUGCGCGUGAAAUCGGCCAAGAAGCGCGAAAGGCCAAAAACGCCGGCAGAGUUUCGUCGAGUUGUGUGGAUGUGUGCGCGUACAGGGGGGGGGCGCUGGUGGUGUGUGGCCUUUCUUGUUCGUCGUUCUUGUGCUCUUCCAGUGUUGUGGGGUGUCUGUCGGGUGUGGCCGCUCGCUCGAUGGUGUUGCUGUUGGUUUGCUGUUGUUGGGGUGUGUGGUUGUGGAUGUUGUUCAUGAUCGGCGCCCAGGGAACCGGCGAAAUCGGCGAAGAAAUGCAAGCCAGUCGAGUAAGUUGCGUGGGCGUAUAUGCGUGCAGGGCAAGGCGUUGGUGGUGUGUAGUCUUUGGCUGUCGUUCUUGUGGUCUUCUAGUGUGUGCGGGGUGCUUCUGUCGGUUGUGGCCGCUCGUUCGAUGGUGUUGCUGAUGGCUUGCGGCUGUGUGUGUGUGUGUGUUUGUGAGUGUGUGUGAUCUGUGUCGAGAGGACCGGCGAAACCCGCCAAAAAGUGGGAAAAGUCGACAGAAUCAGCUGAGUUUGGUCGACUUGUGUGAACGUGCGCGCGCGCAGGGUAGGGCAAUGGCGACGCGUGGCCUGCCUUUGGUUGUCGUUCUUGUGGUCUUCCAGUGUGUGUGCGUGGGGUGUUUCUAUCGGAUGCUGCCGCCUGUUCGAUGGUGUUGCUGCUUGUUUGUUGUUGCUUGGUGUUGGUGCGUGUGUUUUUGGAUCUUUCUGGUGUGUUUGUAGAAAACUGGCGAAAUCAGCCAAAAAGCGGAAAAAGCCAAAGGAAUCGGCUGAGUUUGGUCAGGUAGUUGCUGCUGUUCGUACAUGGCAGGGCGCUCGUGGUGCUGUGUGGCCUUUGGUUGUCGUCUUUGUGGCCUUCGUUGUGCGUGGGGCUGUUUCUGUCGGGUGUGGCCGCUCGUUCGAUGCUGUUGCUGCUGGUUUGUGGUUGAUGUUGGUGCGUGUGGUUGUGGGUGUUUGUGAUCUGUGUCCAGAAAGGGGACGGAAUCGGCUGAAAAGUGCGAAAAGCCAAAGGAAUCCGCUGAGUUUUGUCAAAUUGUGUGGAUUUGUGUGCGUGCAGGGUAUGUCGAUAGCGACGCGUGGCCUGUGGUUGUCGUUCUUGUGGUCUUCUGGUGUGUGUGGGGUGUUUCGGUCGGGUGUGGCCGCUCAGUCGAUGGCGUUGCCGCUGGUUUGUUGUUGUCUGUUGGUGUGUGGUUGCUUGUGGGUGUUUGUGGUCUGUGCUCAAAAAACUGGCAGAAUCGGCUAAAAAGUGCGAAAAGUCCAAAGAAUUGGUGAGGUUUUGCCAAGUUGUUCGGGUGUGUGUGUAAGUUGUUCGGGUGUGUGUGUAAGUUGGUCAGUUGUGUGUGUAAGUUGGUCGGGUGUGUGUGUAAGUUGUUCGGGUGUGUGUGUAAGUUGGUCGGUUGUGUGUGUAAGUUGGUCGGGUGUGUGUGUAAGUUGUUCGGGUGUGUGUGCAGGGCAGGGCAGGGCGCUUGUCAUGUGUGGCUUUUGGCUGGCGUUCUUGUGGUCUUCGUUGUGUGUGGGGUGUCUCUGCAGGGCGUGGCCGCUCGUUCGAUGGUGUUGCCGCUGGUUUGUUGUUGGUGUGUGUGGUUGAGAAUGUUCGCGACCUGCUUCCAGAGAACCGACCAAAUCGGCCAAAAAGGGCGAAAAGUGAAAGAAAUCGGCCGGAUUUCCUUGGGCUGUGUGAAUGUGUGCGCGUACAGAGUUGGCGCGGUGGUCACGUGUGGCUUUUGUUUGUCGUUUGUGUGGUCUUCCAGUGUGUGCGUGGGGUGUUUCUGUCGGGUGGGGCGGCCCGCUCGGUGGUGUUGCUGGGCAGCGGUUGGCUUGCAGUUGUUGGCGUUUGCAGUUGUGGACGUUUGUGACUUGCAUCCAGAAAACUGGCCAAAUGAGCCAAAAAGUGCGAAAAGUCAAAGAAAUCGGCUGAGUUUUGUUGAGUAGUUGUGGCGCGGGUGUGUAUGCGUACAGGGUAGGGCGGUGGCGGCGCGUGGCGUUGGUUGUCGUUCUUGUGGUCUUUCAGUGUGUGCGGGGUCGUGUCUCUGUCGGGUGUGGCCGCUCGGUCGAUGGUGUUGCUGCUGGUUUGUUGUAGUUGUGGGCGUUUGUGAUCUGUGUCCAGAAAGCGGGCGAAAUCGGCUGAAAAGUGUGAAAAGUCAACGAAAUCAGCUGAGUUCUGUCAAAUUGUGCGGACCUGUGAGCGUGUGCGUGUGCAGGGUAUGGCGAUAGCGGCGCGUGGCUUGUGGUUGUCGUUCUUGUGGUCUUCUGGUGUGUGUGGGGUGUUUCGGUCGGGUGUGGCCGCUCGGUCGAUGGUGUUGCUGCUGGUUUGCUGUUGUUCGUUGGUGUGUGGUUGUGGGUGUUUGUGGUCUGUGUUUAAAAAACUGGCGAAAUCGGCUAAAAAGCGCGAAAAGCUCAAAGAAUUGGCGGGGUUUUGUCAAGUUGUUCGGGUGUGUGUGUAAGUUGUUCGGGUGUGUGUGUGUGUAGGUUGUUCGGGGGUUUGUCUAAGUUCGUUGUUCGGGUGUGUGUGUGCGUGCAUGGCAGGGCAGGGCGCUUGCCGUGUGUGGCUUUUGGCUGUCGUUCUUGUGGUCUUCGUUGUGUGUGGGGUGUCUCUAUCGGGCGUGGCCGCUCGUUCGAUGGUGUUGCUGCUGGUUUGCUGUUCGUGUGAGUGGUUGAGAAUGUUCGUGAUCUGCUUCCAGAGAACUGACGAAAUCGGCCAAAAAGUGCAGGAAGUGAAAGAAGUCCGCUGAGCUUCCUUGAAUUGGGUGAAUUUGUGCGCGUACAGGGUCGGCGUGGUAGUCGCGCGCGGUUUUUGUUUGUUGUUCUUGUGGUCUUCCAGUGUGUGCGUGGGGUGGCUCUGUCGGGUGGGGCGGCCCGUUUGGUGGUGUUGCUGUGCAGGGGUUGGCUUGCAGUUGUUGGCGUGUGUGGUUGUGGAUGUUUGUGACUUGCGUCCAGAGAACUGGCCAAAUCAGCCAAAAAGUGCGAAAAGUCAAAGAAAUCGGCCGAGUUUUGUCGAGUUGUGGCGUGGGUGUGUAUGUGUAAAGGGUAGGGCGGUGGCGACGCGUGGCGUUGGUUGUCGUUCUUGUGGUCUUCCGGUGUGUUUGGGGUCGUGUCUCUGUUGGGUGUGGCCGCUCGCUCGAUGGUGUUGCCGCUGGUUUGUUGUUGUUGGUGUGUGGUUGUGGGUGUUUGUGUUUGUGACCAGUACCCAGAAAACUGGCCAAAUCGGCCGAAAAGUGUGAAAAGUUUAGGGAAUUGGCUGAGGCUUGUCAAGUUGGUCGGGUGUGUGUUUACAUGGCACGGCGUUGGUGAUGUCCAAGCGCUGACAGACAGGGGUGGCGUUGCUUCGCUGGCUGCGUUUAUUGCCUGUGGUUGGUGUGUCUGGCAGGUUGUGUGUCUGGCGUUGUUUUUCGUUUUGUCGUCUUUCAGCUUGAUUUGGUGGCGGUUUGUGUUUUGGGCGGGUGUGCGGUGGGUGGCUUCUUUGCCCAUGCGCCAGCGUGGGCGGCCAGGCGCAUCUGCUGUUGUUGUGCGGGUGACACGGUGGGCGCGCCUUCGUGGUUCAGGUGGGCCGAUUUCUUUUGUGAAGGCUGUUUUCAGGAUUGUCUGGCUUAUUUCUCCAAGCUUUGCGAGCGCUCUCUGCGCUGUUGGAGCCUUUCAAAAAUGUCAGGAAUGCGAAAUCACUUAUCGACUUUUUUUGGUGGUAUUUGUCACCUUGCUGAAGUUCAGCUUGGGCGUGGGCUUUUUGGCAGACUAUUUCUCUCAAGCAAUUCCUUGGCAGACUACUUACGCACUUUUUUACUCUCACUAUACAUAGAGGUGACGUGGCGCAUUGAGUCCACUCUCACGCUGACGAAGGAAAUCGUGAGAGAUUUUUCACGGGCUUGCUUGUGAAAAUUCACGCGCAAAAACUGGGACGCAAUCCUUUCGCAGUUCUUGGCUGCAAGGUGGUGCCACUCUGCGCGGGUUUUGGCGGUUCUGCCCCUGCCUCUUGUUUUCUGCGCCUGUUCGUUUCAGCCGCGGCUGUUUCUCCCAUGUGAGGGCGCGCGCGGUUUCCUUAUCUAUGACCCCCACGCACCCACGCCACAAGAGGGAGGCGCCUCCGCGUGUGAUGCUGUCGCGGGGCCGAGCAGUGCAGGCGCGGCCCGCUCAGCUUCCUUCUCGCGGGCGUGUCUCGGCUGCAACUGCAGCGGGCUGCCCCGCUCAUUUGUGCCAGGCCUUGCCCGGUCCAAGUUCACCUUCACCCCCACGGCCGUGGGCCUCUUGCCUGGGCUGCCGGGCCUGGCAUCCGGGGCGGGCCUCUUCUCCGAUGCUUUUCUGGUCUGGUUCCCUCUGCGUGGCGUCUUUGGCUUGGUUUCUUCCGCUGGGACGGCCCAAGGGCUCUGGGCCCGUUGGAACUUGGCCCGGCGGUCUCUUCGUCUUUGAUCGAAAUGCUUAGCGCACUAAGAUUUGGCUUCUGUUGCUUGUUCGUCGCUCGGUCUCUUUUUGGCUUUCUGUCUCCUCUUCGCUCGAUGCUGCUUCCAAGGAUUUCCCCGAUUUCUCAAGCGUGAAUGAAACUGCAGCCGCUCCUCUUUCUCUUCUGCUGUUUUUAUUCUGGUAGGAAAGCCAAAGGUCGCUCGCUCCCUUUUCAUUUUCUUCAUGUGCCAAGGCGCCACCAUUUUCGUCGACCCUUCGUAGAGGUUACUUGCACGAAAUCACAAGGAAGAAACACGAUACCCGAAGGCCUCCGCGGUGCCCUCGUGUCUUUGGCAGUUUCGUGGAGUCUCUUGACGUUGGUGCCACUAAAUUGCAAAACCCGAGCACCAGUCUUAAUAGUGGCCCAGGCUUUGGGCUUCGGUCUCCUGCGUUUGGAACUUUAGUCGAGGCGGACACCGCGACCAAAUCGCCAGGCUCAGUCCAUUUAGCAAUCGCCACUAUCCGCCACUAAUUGUAAUUGCCCGCCAGACGCCACCAAACUACAAAACCCAGAAACCGGAGCGCAGUCUUCAUUCUGCUUAGUUUGCGGGCCUUUGCAGUUUCUUGGUGAUUAGUGGCGAAUGGUCUACCGCGUUUCGCCGUUUAAUCGCUUGACUAGGCGCGAAGCUCAGUCAAAUGAAGUAGCGCAAUGCGCUUGGCCAUUUAGUCGGGGAAAUAAAUUGCCAAACACAGAAAACGACGCAACAAGACCCGCAGCGCGCCAGGCCCCCGAAGCCAAGGGACCAAGCGAAGAACGGAACCAAGAGGGCCACGGGGAUGAAGCUGCCAGCCUUGGCCUGCUAAAUGAUGAAACAGGUGCCGGCUGGUCUUAGGUUUUCGGGAUUUUUUUCUUAGUGGUUUGGUGUGUGUAAUCGAAGGCCCUUGCCCCCUUUCUCCCCGCGGCCUUUCUCCUGCUGUUGUCGCGGUGCCUUGCCGCCCCCUGUUCUCCCUCGCUCCAGCGGUCUCGCGUGGCGCAGCCGCUGCUGCUUUCAUUCUGGGCCACCUUUCCUAGUGCCGCGAAGUGUUGGCUGCUGGCAGAGCAGGCCAGAGGUGGCGGCGCAUCCUCUGCGAGGGGUGUCCUUACUCUCCCUUUUUGUAGUAGAAGGACGAAGCCCAGAGCUAGGCCGCUUCGGUGCGGACAAGUGUCCGCCUUUGUUUUGGUAGCCACAGCCCCGCUUGCCUCUUUUUCGACUGUCAUGGCUGUAGCUUUGUCGUCUGCCUUUUCCGCUGUAGCCAUAGCUAUUCUUACCACUGAAGCCCUUUGCCUUUAUAGUAUAGCCCUCGUAGCAGUAGCUGAUGGGGCUGAUUGCUGCAGCCGUUGAAGCUGCCGGGUGUGCCCUUGGUGUAGCGAAGGCACUCGCCUCGCGCUCGCGUUUGUCUCUGAGCUCCUUAGGUGACUCUUUGCGCUUAGUUUCUGCAGCAGCAAACGCUCGGGCUCAUUCCUCGGCUGUUUUAUUAUCCACAGUCAGCGGAGGGUUGUGCUUGCGCUUCAGCGUCGCCUCUGGCAUUAGCAAAAAGCUUUGCAAGCUCGGCCAGCAGGUAUGCCGCUGCGCUUGGCCUCGCCGCCUCUGGGUUAGCUUCACCUGGUGGAGGGCUGCCGGACUUCUCUGGGAGGUCUGUGAAGUGUGAGGCCAUCAGUGUGACACAAAGCGAAGACAACGCCGCAGAGCUGCGCCAGAGUCGGCGGCGUCUCAUCUCACCCCAACACAGUAAAGAGCUAGAAAAAAGGCACAAGGGGACACGCGGCCACAGCUACAAAAAUUGACGCAAGGCGGGGCCGCCUUUCGCUUGGUGUUGAAGUCUCCCCACCUGGGGCGGGCGGGUGCUGAGGUAACUCAGGCAUGCCCUUCGCUGGUUUGCUUGUCAACGAGCCCCACAGAAAGAGCCCCCGCACGAUCAAGCCACGGCCAGGGCCACGGCAGAACGACGGCCACGAGCACGAGCAAGCUUGGCGUGGCUGAGCGUGUCGGAGAUGGCUGCGGGCUUGUCAGUUUUUCCGCCGCCACACAGGCGCGAGGCUUCUGGGCCGCGGGUCGGGCGGGGGCAGAUCGGCUCGCGGGGUCGGAUAUUGCCGCACAAAUGUAGACACGCACGGCACAAGUCGGUCGGCGUUCGGUGUGUCUUCCUUCAGCCAGAACGCGCCGGCAGAUCAGCACGACUGCCCUGGCCUCCAGAGGGUGGCUCCUGGAAGUCUUCUGGGUUGGCCGUUGGGAGCCUGCUGGAAGUCUAGCCGAGAGGCCUCUUGGAAGUCUGCUGGAAGUCGCGCUGGGGUUCCAGGUUGCCAACCCCUUGGCGCCAUAGGUUCUGCGAUUUUGUGAGACUUCCAGGAGACUUCCAGCGACCCGCCGGACAGACUCCCAGGAGACUUCUUGGGGACUUGCUGGAGAGGUCGACCAUGGAAGACUCCUGAAGGCCGCCAGACUUCCGCAGGACUUCCAGGAGACUUCCAGCGGCCGCCCAACGCGAACGGAGGCACCAUGAAGCCAACCCACCACCACCGCCCCAGGCUGAGGCCAGCAGCUGCCCUAUGGGAACGGCUAGGCGCGUGGGGCUUUCUGGUGCUCCAGUUAAGUGUCUUACCACUUCGCCACGCCGUCCGCUGACCAAUCCGGGCCGGCGCAUCACCCCAAUGCCGUACACAAUCCAGAAGCAGAAAGGGGGGCGCAAGUUGGGUUUCCAUCGUCAGCGGCUCACUGCGUACAUUGGUCAGAAUGUGGCGAGGGCGUGCAGCCGCCGCAUGAACACAAGACGACAACAGCCGACUCGAGUGAAGCCAGCCCUUGGCGGUGUCUUGAGACGAGCCACCUGGAAGGCCGCAUGACUCCCCUCAGAAACUACAGCGAAGACCGAACGCCCAGCGUGAAGCCUCACAGGAUCAGAAGACACACCAACACCACCGCCAAGCCCAGCCGCGAGGAGGGUGCUGCCGUGGUUGCGGAGACUUUCCGCGAAAGCCGCCCAGAUCUGGGGAGACGCGCACACCAGUGGGCACCGAAGUGGCCCGCAUCUCUUACAGAAGUCCCAAACUCUGUAAGACUUCACUUCUGCGAGACAGCUUCCAAGUGACUUCUCUCAUCCACCCCGGUGCCACGCGGGUCCACCGCGCUAAGAUUCUCAACGUGGUCGAUAAUCAUCCCAGUCGCGACUUGACUCUUGUCCGCUUGGCGCGUGACUUUCUUGCGCAGUACAGCCUCAGCACCCGCAUCGGGGGUCGGGAAUCUGUUCGGCAUUCUCUGGACCAUUCGGCGCAGCUUGUAGUUGAAGCCCCUCAGAGGAGUACCAAAACGCCCGCCGGCUUUUUUAUCGUGAUUUGAUGCGAAAUCUAUGAUACCACGCCGCCCGGCUCCGGCCUGCUUGAUUACAAAUUCUGCACGCAAAAGAGAGACAUCUGGUGACGUGUGAGCGCUAGCUUUUUGCCUUUGGGGUUCUAUGCUGUAUGUAAACGAGUGAAGGCAAGGCCCCGCAGGUUGCCUUUAGAAAUUCUUGGGUUCCAAGUUGGGAAUUCUUCAAGUCUAUCGGCUCUCUGUGGGAAUAGGGGUGGAGCGAAGUAGGCACUGUCAUCGCCAUGCGCAUCCCGUCGCCGUCCUCGCUUCCUCGUCGCUUCCCGUUUCGCAAGAAAUCGCUUCUGCUCUUCGCGUUCGAAUCGUGGAGCCCUCCAGAUUCUCGUAGAACAGAAAGCGCCUCGCGCUGCUCUUCCAGAGUCUUUUGGCAUGUGUUCGCCCGUCGUAUUUCGCUGCGGCCAGCUGGUGUCGGCCUUCUCUGCUUGGGUGUUCUUCUGAAAGGCGCCGGGGCCGGUUACAGGCCUACCCCAAACCGGUGGCAGCAGGCUUCGCCUGUCUGUUGCUCGCUGGCUUCACUUUUGCCGACGCCCCUGCCGCGGCUGUGCUGUCUUCACUGCUAGCAGUCUGCUUGUGACUACAUAUGGCCGAGCCCGUCAGACGUCGCCCGCACUCGUCUCCACUGGCUUUCACCUGGGCCUCUGGUCGAUGGCUUUAUCGAUCGCGUGCGUUUGUCCGCCGUUUUUUUCAUUUUCUGAGGGUCAUAGUGAUAAUAUCGAAACGAUCAUGAAACAAUGAACAUCAAAGAGAGCGCUAAGGCUUCUCUUUUAAGACAGGACGAACUGUCUUACCAAACUUAGAACUACCUUGCUGCCAUCCACUUAUGACGAAAAACAAGCUCCGCCAGGUACUGAAGAUACUCGUAUGGGCGCUUUUGUAAUGCCAGCGCACGCGCUUGCCUCCCAUGCUUAUGUCGCCAGCGACCCCACUGGUUUUGUGGCAACGACUUGCCCACCGGAAUCCGGCACGGCGUGCCGUGACUCUUUCGCCUUCUCUAUCGAAAAGGGCUUCGGCUCGUUGUGGAAUAUCUUCGAAGCCGACGCACGUGAGCGCAAGCUCGUCGACAAAUGGGUAGGCGUCACACCGAUGAGUCUCGGGUUCAUGAUUGAAAAACUAGAGACGGAAGCAAAUGGACCAUCAUUAGAUGGGCUAGUACAAGUGCAAGGCGCAACAGUGGCCAGGCCUAGGCAAGAGCACAAACUCAUGGAUUCGUUUGGUCUGAUUUUUCCUAUUGACUUUGACCAUCUACCAAAAAGAUCACCUCCCCAGUCACCUAAGCCCAAUUUCUGGGGAAAAUGGUCGAUAAGUGUUACAGGGUUCGAGGACAGUGAGUGCUAUAGUACCUAUUGCGUUAAUACUAGACAACAUCUAGAACGCAUCCCUUUUUACGCCUCGCCUAAUUUGAGUCCUGCUUCUGAGGGUGAUAGGGUCUUGGCAAGAAGAUGCGUCCGCUUUGUAGAACACGCGCACCCUCACUGGACGCAUCCGUGUGGCAUUCGAAUGAUAGUCAAGGGAGAUGUGAUUCUCAAGGGGGGUGACAAUAAAGCCGCGCGCGUCGUCUUCAAGCCCACCCAGUGGGGGAUGGACAUGGCGCCGUACAAGAAACUUGUUGAAGUAGCUAGAUCUACAGGAGCAGCGGUUCCCGCUCCGGCUCCCGAUCUCGAAAGCUAAAAGUUUGUCACCUGGUUACGUAGGUGGCGGGUCGUGGCGGUUUUCCACUGUUGCGUCCUGGGUCUGUGUAAUAAAGGCAAGCACUCAGAGGCUGCAUGUAGUAGAGGGGGAAUUCUUUAACCCUUGGUGAAGGGGUGUAAGUAGAUGCUGUCGCUGUGAUAUCGAUAGGCUGGCUUCUUGAUAGGUCGAGAGACGCAGGGCGUGCCUUCUGUGACUCGAGGACGCCUUGCCAAGAAGAAGCGCCUAGGUGUAGAAUGGGUUGGCUUUGUUACUUUGCAGACUAGCCGCACACUUUUGGAACAGCUUAGAAAUUCUGAGCGUGCCUGGGAAUACUCAAGAGUGCGCCGUAGUGUAUUUUGGGGAGGGGGUGCGCGUAGAUAUUGUCUCUGCUAUUUCUCUUGCUGGGGUUUUCAGGUACUGCGUCGCGGAGUAUCUUAGGACUUGCCCGGCGGCAUGUCUUUCGAUCGGAGUGCUUGCGGGGUGUGUGGUGUUUGAUCCCUCACACCUGGGCCCGCCCUAGUGCAUAAACUUGGGCCCGGCGCAUUCUCCUCGCCCGCAGUCUUGUUCCCCGGUCUAUCUAAAAACCCAAACCAAGCAACGGCGUGGCGGCUCAACUGCUCGCGGGGGUUUUUAUAGUCCCACUAGAAAGAUGGGUGUGAUUAUGUGAAGGAAGAAUGGUAAUCGGAUUCGAGCCGCGCGUCUCUCGUGAGACGCUGUCGUGUCGCUGAUGUCCCUUGAGUCUUAUAGAACGGGAGACUGCGCUGCUCGCUAGUUUCUUGCUGUUGUCGUCUCUUUCUGCCUCGGUUGUUGUUGUUGUUGUUGUUGUUGUUGUCUUUCUGCCUCUGUUGUCGUGUCUUUCUGCUUUGGUUGUUGUUGUUGUGUCAUUCUGCGCCUGCUGUUGUUGUUGUUGUCGUUGUUGUGUGGUCUUUCUGCCUCUGUUGUUGUUGUUGUUGUUGUUGUUGUUGGCACCCACGAGAAUGAGGAAGCUUGGGUCGUUUUUAUGGCCAGCGUAAAGCGUGUUUUCACAAAAAGUUACAAAUUCAAUUUUUUAAAUUUCUAAUGGUGUAAAAGUAAAUAGGUAGUUCACUAGCUAGCUAAGGUUAAUAGGCUAGGAGAUUCCCCCUGCGUUGGCCGUCUGGAAUCCGGUGGCUGAGUAUCUGGGUACUUUGGAGGCUGAGGCGAUGGGCAUUUGGAGGCGGACGCCAGGCCAUCCUGGGCUUAUUUGGUCUGCGGAGUCGGGCGACUCCACGAAGCAAAUAAGCCCAUCAUCACCUGGCCGCCGCCUCAAAGUGCCCACUUCUUCAGCCUCUGAAGUGAUCGGAUUGCCAGCCACAGGAGUCCUCGCGGCCAGUCCAGGGAAUAUCUCCUAACCUAGUUACUUAACUAGCUAGUUAAGUCUCUCGCUAGUGCCCCUAUAUUUUCAAAAAAGUAAAUUUGUAACUUUUUAGAAAAACACACUUUACGCUGGGCAUGGUUUUCUAGUAGUAAAAAAAUGCACCAUGAUAAUCCACUACAACAAUCCGGAGACAGGAGCAGAAAUAAUUGAGAAAAAGGGAGGGCAAAAGGGGCACAAAACCAAGGGAACACCAUGCAGAUGAAUCGAGAACCAAACCCACCGAAUCGCGAACCGAGUCCAGCCAUGGAGGUGCAUAAUAGAGGGCAGCCCUAUGGCUGUGCGCUCUGAAUCGAGAACCGCGCCCAGCCAUGCCAUGGAGAUGCGUGAACAAUAGAGGGCGCGGCCCUAUAUCUGUGCGCUCGGAAUCGGGAACCGAGUCCAGCCAUGGAGGUGCAUAGUAGAGGGCGGCCCUUUAUCUGUGCGCUCUGAAUCGCGAACCGAGUCGGGCCAUGCAUGGAGACACGCCAGAGCUGUCCCCCCUGAAUCGAGAACGGGGGACGCCGUCCAUUGCGUGCGCGCAUUUAUUGACGGCUAUCCUGUAGCCUUGUCGCAUGUAUUGCGGAGGAGGUCGCCACGCCUGUACAUCUCCGGCAGCACCUAUCGAAGCUGUUGCAGAAUUUUCGGAGUAGGGCAGCGAAUUCGCGAGGGAGACACCUGAACCAAAUAGACUCAGGCGGACUCUACUGCGAUGCUGAGCACAGAGGCAGUAGCACCGCUGGCGCAAAAGUAAGAACUAAACGACGCGCCUGAUCUAGCGCCCCGCGACUAUGGUAAUGCUCUUCGUUGAUUGCUAGAAGAUUUGCCGGCAUGUGUCGCCAUGCUUAUGCAUGAGCGAAACAAGUGGAGUUCUAAGGUGUUCGCCGUUUGUCUGUUCUAUAUAGAUCGGCGGGACUCUGCGAAAGCGCCAGCACCUCACUGCCCCCGCGCAGCCUUGGAGCUGGAUGCCUUCGCGCUCGUCGUGGUUUUGCCCUUGGGGGGGCUGGAUGCCUUCACGCUCGACGCCUUGGACUUGGAGGAACUGGACACCUUCACACCUGACGCCUUUGCCUUCGAGGAGCUGGACACCUUUACCGUGGGGGAGCGGCCUGGGGCCUCAGAGCAGGCGGCAGCCGUAGAAAUUCCGAGAGAGCGAAGCCGCGCGGCGUCCUUCUCCUGGUAAUGUUUCUGCAACAAUUAGAGCACAAACAAAAGACAAGACACAGCUGGCGCCCGAGUUUGCGAGGAUUUAGCUAAAGGACGACGGUCAUGGGUAUCAUUCAUACUAGACGAACGAGAAGAGCACAGGCGAAGAACAUAGAAGAACGCCACCACCCACGCGCAGGCCCCUACUCUUGCCGGGCGAGACAGGUGGCAGCUCUCCCUUCGCCAGAUCAUAAAAUAAAGCGAGUAGCACCGCCUUCGUGGCCAAUGAUUAGAAGAAAACACAAGGAGAACACAGGCGCCCCACUCAUGGCGCUGCUUUGCUAGUCACUUACCUCACGAGGCCCGCGCGCUCCUUGGACAAAGCAAAACAGAAGACAGAGUCAGAGGCGGCGCCAGUUUCUUCCCUUCCCAUACUGUGCUGCCCGAGUCUCGACGAGACGCCACGACCCCGGCAGCCGACGCAACCGCCUCCAACUGCAACCGCGUCAAGCUGGUGAAAUCUCCGUGCCCCACCGCGGCGGGCGCCUCCUGAUUUAGUUAGAGGAAUCCACCGCAGCGCAUAGCCAACCUCCUCAGGAAUAUCCCCGGCGCCCCAGCUGAGCAGGGUGCUACACUCCUUGGAACAUCUUGCCAACUAUUUCAAAGACCACAACCACAGACACGCUAGCCACAGCCUUAAUUUAGCGGCUGCGGCGCCUCCCCUGAGCUGAGGGAGGUGAUGAGUUCGGCGCGGCUACCGACCGCCCUGGGACAGCGCAGGUUCUAGAGGCAGGCGCCUGGUGCUUGGUUGCCCUUGCCUCGCUUUUUAUGCCUUGCGCCCCCCUCUUAAGAAAGGCAAAAGAAGACGCACGAGAAGCACCACAAGCCUGCCGCCCAUGAGAUUGAUGGCCAUGCCCUUCACCAGCGCACGAAGCUCGGCCGUAGACAUCUCCCGCAGCCGGUCGAGUUGUGGCAUUUUCGCAGCCAAAUCCAUCGAGCCCAAGCCCAUGCCAAGCCCAUCUGCCACAACCUCCGCCGCCCGCUGGGCCUCUUCAUCCGCAUGCGCGGCAAGCUGUCCGCUCCACUUGCUUCAGAAGGGGCAAGACAUUCCCAAGCGCCUCCGUGUCAGUGUCGUGAAAAAUUAGAAACGAAAAUCUGCGAGGAAACAAGAGGGGGAAGAAGGUGACAACACUCAAACCCAUAAGAACACGCCAUGCCAUAACAUGAGCCCAAGCAUCGCCUUCGCCUCUGUCUCGAUGUUGUCCUGGUUGCGCCACGGGCAGAAAUGGGAAAAGACUGCAACGAAAAGCCACCGCUUGCGCCUUUGCUUUGUUUUGACAAGCGUCAAAGAGUGAGACAAGCGAGGCAGGCCAGCUGACUAAGCAACAAACAAAGAGAAAAGACUAAGACAGCCGCACCCCUUGCGUAAGUUACCAACAUAGUACAAGCACAGCGAUGACCCUGAGGGACUUCCUCGCCCACUUGAGAAGGGUCACCGCUUGCGCUUGCCGCUAGCUUGCUAGGUGGCCCCAUAAAAGAGAGCGGCGCAGAAGUCGUCGCGCCUCGCUCGCAACGCCUCUGCGCUCUGCACCUUGGAGAUUUGGGGGGAGACGCUUCACCAGAUCAAGCUGCCGCCCCUCCACAUGUUUCCACAUAUUCGCGACGCACUGGCCCCCGACUUAUCGUGAGAAAUAUACGAGGCCGCUCUUAGGUGGUUCAGGGGGCUAGUGUGGACCUGAGCUGACGAGACGCGUGGCCACGAUCUAAAUAAAGAGACACGAAACACCACGCCCACCCACCCCAGACGAAUGAAGAGCAAACACACGACGACGGGCCAUAUCCUUUCAUCGAUGCCAGAUCGCAUCGAGGAACCAAUGCGCGGCAUCUUGGUGGUAGGUUGCAGAAAAAGCGCAGAUACGGCGGACGUUGCCUCCCAUUGGCGAGCAAGCAGGCAGCCGCAUUGUUUACGCGGUGCACCGGAUGGCCAUCGGUGUGGAGGUCGACGCGGUGUGGUCGCCAUCCCUGGCAGGUGCAGACGUACCCAUAGAAGCCAUCCGAAGGGUGUUGCCACAGAGCACGCUGCCCGGCGGCGGUGGGUAUGUUCCCGCGCUGUCUGUUGCCGAUUAUCACCAACGAAGUUAGAAACAUGACGCAGCCACACGAGCCCCAGAACCAGGGGGGAGCUUGCUUCGCCACUUUUGUGGCUUUGGGGCGCUUCCCCCUUCUUCAGAUAGACACACACAAGCCCACACCCAUAGAUAACGACGGCGCGGCUAGGUACUCAUCUACCUCCACUCUAUAUGUGCUCGGGCUCUCCGAUUACACUGCCCGCGCGUUCUGCCGCAGAGUGAGCACCACCCUGGCAGCAAACAGCACAAGACGCAGGCGAGUGCCAGCUGGCUUAUGGUGUAAGUCUUGCCGUGUAGCGAUGUAAGUAGAAGGGGGGCGGGCUCUCGGUUCAGGGUUCAGGAUUCAGGUGGGGCAUCGCGUCGCCUGCCAUAUGAUAUAGAGGGAACAACAAGGGAGGCGGGCUCUCGAUUCAGGGCUCAGGAUUCAGCUGAGACAUCGCGCCGCCUGCCAUAUAGAGGGAACACCAGGGGAAGCGGGUUCUCGGUUCAGGGUUCAGGAUUCAGAUGCGGCAUCGGGCUCCCUAUCAUAUACAUAGAGGAACGAGGUGGAGCUUGCUGCAUUUUAAGCGCUAAACACCUCUAGCGCUUUCGUUCUUAUUCUCGUGGCUGCCUUGUUGUUGUGUUGUUGUUAUUGUUGCUGUGUCUUUCUGCCUCUGUUGCUGUCGUCUUCGUUGUUGUUCUUGUUGCUGUGCUUUGCUCUGUUCUCUUGGCGUGCUUUUUUGUUGGUGUGCUUUGUCUUCUUCGUGUGUUGUGCUUUGUUUUUUUCGUGUGCUGUGCUUCGUCUUUUUCGUGCGUUGUGCUUUGUUUUUUUCGCGGGUUGUGCUUUGCCCCCUUUUUUCGCGUGUUGUGCUUUGCUUUUUUUCGUGUGCUGCGCUUUCUGUUUUUGGCCCGAAGAGUUCAGUUACAGUUUAUUUAUAUGUAUACAUAAUAAUAUAUCUAUAUAAAUAUUUAUGUGCAACCUGACUAAAUUAAAACUGGUGGAAUUGCUGUGAUGGCCAUGAUAUGGGGACGGCUGGAUGGUUGAGUGAUUAAAGGGUGGAGUAUUAGAGGGUAGGAGAGACAGAGUGGAGGUGGUUGUGGUCGGAUCUGGUCGCGAUCGUGCCUUCACGCCACACUUGUUCGUCCUUGUCACCUAUUACAAACCUUUGAGGCUGAACUUGAGGGACCUUCAUGACAGAGAGGCCAUUUGUGCUCUACGUUCAAUUGGUCACCAUUAUGAUUCUGUCGCAUGGAAAUGAGGUAGAAAGCGGUGCGAGAC